Porites lobata is the source of this 49094-nucleotide messenger RNA. The record is from the annotation of a GenBank genome assembly. NCBI's taxonomy places the organism in Eukaryota, Metazoa, Cnidaria, Anthozoa, Scleractinia, Poritidae.
CGCCCGUUAUCAAUAUGGCGAACGAAAUAUAUUGGAUGCCACUUUCAAAAUAAACAGUGGCUGGUAUUGUAACAGUCGAAUAUACCACCGAUGCUUGGCGGCUUUUCAAGUUCACAAUUCGAUCAGUCCCGUAACUCGAUAUGCGAAAGCUGUCAAGAAAGUCAAGAGGUUUGCUUAACGACAGAACGUUUAUGUAAUCUGAAAACUCUGUGGGCACGAUUCAGACUUCGGCGGGAGAAACGAGUUUCUGUCAGGCAAAUCACAACCCUGGUACUCGAAAAAGGUAAUUUUUCAUGCCCAAUCAAUGCAUUUUGUUAUUUCAUUGAGCUAUAUUUGUUCCAUUUGCUUUAUUUUAUCCGUUUUUGGUUCUAGAACGCUCGUUUCUUUUGAACAAUUUCACAAGGAACGUUUGUAAACAAUUGCCAAGCCAUUUCAACCCUUUGUGCUUAUAUUACAGAAGUAAACUUAAGCGUAAUAUAAAUUCAACAGCCGUUCCCUGAAGCGAAGAAACCAUUUCAAUAUCAGAAGACAGAAACAAAACAAAAAACUAAGCAAGUGUACGCGAAGGCAUCUGUAAUAUAUUUUUAGCCACCCUCCAGACUUAACUUUCUUGUCUCCUUAAUUCACUGCGAGAUGUUUUCAAAAGGAUAAACCGAGGAUUACGUUUCCAAAAGACUUUAGGAUUAUAACUUCUUAUCACGGUGGACUUAAUGAAUUUAAGUCUAAAUUGGCUUUAAAUUAUAAUGAUUUAAAGUUUUUUUCUCUAGGUCCUCAAAGUAAGCAUUUAUUAGCUCAACAUCAAAACUACUGAAGUUUGUGUGGUAGCGUACGUUUGUGCAAUGUAUUAUUGAAGCCGUGUCUUAUUAAGUUCUGUAAUUACAUUAAGCUCUUUAUUUUUUGCAGCACAUCCCGAUUAGUUCAAGAGAAGCUUUUCCAUUUUAUUUUCAAAGAUUUAUUAGUUAGGUUAGCAUUUGUAUCUUGCACGUGAUGAUGAACAGACUCUUGAAUGUAAUCGAGCGCAAGAUGUCGUGACCUUCGUCUUUAUUUUGCCUUUCCAUAUAGUCAACAUGACAAAGGACUGUUCUAUUUUUCAGUAAACGUCUUGACAACUUAACAGUUAGUUUGAAAAGUUGCAUUAUUUACGGUAACCACGUCCAAAAACUCAGGGUCAUCCCCGGUGAAAUAUAAUUUAUCCGUUCUCCUUGUUUUACUAUGGGUUAGGUUUGUUGUUUUCUUUGUUUUUCGUCAGUUGUAAGUAAUAAAUCAUAUUACUCAGAGAUGAGCCAAAAAUCGUGCUAUUAUGUAUUAUAUUCUAGCUAUUUUUACGCAACAGUUUUUUUAAUGAAGAAAGCAUUUUUACUGAUUAUGUGGAACAAUUAAGAAUUAUCGAAUGAGGCUGAGGAUGAUAUGAAGAAUUAUGCAGGUCAAGGAGGGUAUUAUCAUCCAAGGUGAAAAAAACCUCCAAGAUCUGCAUUUAAACUCUUUAUAACAUAUAAAAGCCAAUUCAAUAGUUCAUUGUUUUAUUAUUCAUUCAAAAUAUUUCCAAAUUCUAAAGUCCUCACCCCCCCCCCUAAUUACUUCUUCAAAGCAUUUUUCUGGUACUCAAUUCCCUCACUAUAACUUUUAUCUUAAUGACUAAAAAGGGCUAGACCUAUAAUCUCCUGUGAAAGCUCAGGAUUGAGAUGACUUCAUAUUUUAAAAGCAGACACCUUGUAUCAAGUGAACACAAGUAUAAAUGAAAUGUUUUUCCUUAUUUUCUGUAAAACAGACGGGAGAGAGGGAGGAUCCAGGAUUUUUCUUAUGAGGGGGUGCACCACUAACGAGUGACGGAACUGACUGGUGACAUGACGUGCCAAAAAAACGUUUUUAUGGUUUUUAACAUAAAUUCUUCAGCCUUGUCUCAUAUGAUCAUGUUUUAUUUUGACACCAAUGAACCACAUACUGUAGUUUGUUACAAGUUGUAUUAGAAUGCCACAGGUCAUCUCAGGGGGAAUAAGUACCUCCUGUAACCUCCCCCCAGACCCGACCACUGUUAAAAUAUACCUGUUUUUGGUAGCUAAAAAGUGUAUUUUGCUUAUAGUCAUUAAAAAUAUUGCAGCCUGAGAAAACCACCAACACUUUUCAACACCAACACUGGGUCAUGUGAGAAAUUUGCUUCAGCUAAUGAGAAACUCUUACAUGUAAUCCAGAUCUGUGUAGUGACACGUCAUCGGUGUGGAAUUGUUGUGAUCAUUCCUCAGACAUCAUUUGACGGGGAAACCAGUGGUGGCAUCACGAAAUGUCAGCUUUUUUUCUCAGGCUUAAAAUGUUCUGGUCUUUAUUAUCUCCGCAGCUUCUUACAGGCUCUGUAAAAAUGCAGUGGGAGACUGCAAGAAGUGAAUCAUUCACAAGACGAGAAGUGCGUCAAGUUCGUACGAUAAGUGAAGAAAUGAGUCACACAAGGACUGAGCGGCAUUACUCAGAUAGCUCUAAUGAUCCAGGCCCAUAUGUCAAUGGGUCAAUCACAAAUGGCGCAGACUCAACACAGGAGAGAUCUUAUAGUAAACGAACAAUUUAUAUGGUAAAUGGAGACUCGGGUUCUGAUAACAUGGAUGACAGAUUUCCAUAUAAAAAGCGGGAUUCUGAUUCUGGUGAAACAGGUUCCUUGCAACGUACAUACAGCACUGGCAGUACAGGAAGAAGAUCAAGUGGUGCGUCAGUUAGUUCAACUGGCAGUGGAACAAAGAUUUCCAGUUUAACAAUGCCAAUACGAUCCUCAUCCUUUUCAACGGGAAGUAAAGUUUCUAACAGAGGCGAAAGUCCAGGUAACUAAGGCCCCUUACAAACAGUUGUUGUAGAGUCAAGCCCAUGGAUUAUAUUGAAAGCCCAGUUAAAAAGAGUUAGUGACUGCCACUUUUACCACUCCCAGUGUUAUAUUUGCCACCUACCAGUACUAAGGUUCAUUAAGAUUUAAACUCAUCAACAAAGAUGGCUGUUGGGGGUGGUGCUGGAGAGACGAGUGGAGCUAAGAACUGCUGCUGACCGCAAUAAUGCAUAACUGUGACAAAAUUUCAUUUAGCCCAUCAAUUAACAACCAGACAAGAUAAGACUUUUGUCAUGUUGUAAAAACCUGUUCAAAGAGUACAAGCUUUAUUGUUUUGCAGUUCAGGCAAGUAGUUCUUCCACAACAGCAUCUGCUCCAACAAAACCAUCAACUCUUCCUCGCACAUCAUCAUUAGUGAGGCAACGGGCGCCAUCAGAUGGACCAAGAUCAGACAUCCCUGAUGGGAAUGGUAUGCACAUUAAUGACAAUGAUAAUUUAUAAAUAAUAAUACUUUAUUUUUUCUAUUAACAUAGUGCUAUUUACAAGUAUAGAUCAAUUUGGCACAUUACAGACUCGUACGUCAUAUCUAACUACAGGGUGCGCCAAAACCUAUGUCCGAUCGUCCGAGACAGGUAGAAAUACAGUUUGGACAAGUAAACCUUUGACAUAACUUGCCUGUGGGACAAGCACAUUUUUAAUUAGAAAAAAUGCAGAAACAGAUGAAAGUUGACUUCAAAUUACAGUAGAAUUAAAAUUUAUCUUAUAGUUAUAAAAGCAAAUCUCAUGCUUGUCAAAAUAAGGUUAAAUAUUCCUUUAAAACUUCGCCAUUCUACAGCCAUUUCAAUCAUUUGUUUUUUUACGAGCUCCAUUUGGCUUAGAAACCUGGUCUUAGUAACCGGGCCUGUUAACUUACCUGCAAAAAGGCUGAUUAUGAGAUAAUAAGCAGUAAAAUAUAUGCCCGAUUGUUUUUGAGUUUUGAGCAAAACUUUUUGGACAAGAACCCUUGGGUUUCGGACAACCAAAUUUAAUAUAGUGCUUGUCCAAAGGACAAGUGGAUAAGAAAAUUUCUGGUGCACCCUGUUAACUAUUGACCUUAGAAUCACAAUCUAGCCCACAACACAGAUGUACUCCCCACCACUGCUUCUUUGUGCUGACAGUAAUUCCUAGGUAGUGAAACUUGCAGAGCAGAGAAGGAAUACAUCUGUGUGUUUGUAAGUUAAUGUAACAGUUACUCUAAUGAUACUCUUAAUCUCCAAGCAUUGUUUUGUUAAUACAAUAAACACAAACAUCUGUACCUUUUUGAAAUUUUUCUUCAUUACCAUUUUUUGUCAACUUGUGGUAAGGGGCACCGAUGUUGUAAAUACUUUUCCUGACGUUGAUUGAAGUGAGGGUUUUGGAUUUUGGAAAAGACCUAUUGAAUAAAUUGUAGUGUAAAUGUUCUUGAUACAUGUACUCAUAUCAGUAAUUAAGAUUCCUGUCAUCUAUAUUUAUUAUGCUUUUUCAGUGACAUACAACAUUAAAAUGAAACUUGGUGAGGUGAAGGGAAAAGGAGCAGAUGGAAAUGUCUAUAUUCAGUUGUUUGGAUCUAAAGGAAACACUGCAAAAAUACAAUUAAGACAAGCAGGAGAUAAUAAAAAUUUGUUUGAAAGCAGUCAAGAAUACAAGUUUAUGGUGGCCACGAGUGAUGUUGGAAAGGUAUUUUCGGAAUUAUUACAGAACUGUAUACUAUAAUGUUCACUACAGUUAAUAAUAAAUAUAUUAUACAUGCACUUACAAAGACAAAGAUAUAAGCCUGGUGAUUUGGCUUGGGCUUCCUCACCAUUAGCUUUUAACCCUUUAAGCCCCAGUAUCCACAUACAAAUUCUCCAAACUGAUCUCCAUACAUUUCCUUUAAGAAUUAGUGGAGAGAAUUUAAUAAAACACCAAGGAAUUUUCUCUUUCAUGAUCAUUUUUUAUAUUCUCACAACCUUAUCUCUUGACAUUGUAUGGACAUUGUUAGGAGAAAAUUGCUGUUGGUUACUAUUGGGGUUAAAUUCUUAGAACGUCUUGUUUUGUAUGUGGUUAUGGUGGCAAACCAAUAGACUGAAAUUACAGUACAUCUGAUAAAAUACUUUCUUCUUUAAAAUUUAAAUCAAGGUGGAGAGAAUCAAGCUCAGCCAUGACCACAUGGAGUAUGGGACAGGAUUUCAUGUGAAAGAAGUUGAAAUUGAUGUUCCAUCAAAUGGCAGCCAUUACACAUUUCCUUGCAACUGCUGGCUAGCUCAGGAUGUGUCUUCUGAAAUGACAGUUAAAGAUUUAAAUGCAUCAACUUCUAAGCCAAGUAAGAUCAUUUUUCAGAUCAUUUUUCUGGUGUGUAAAAAUAGGGGGAAGGAAAAGUCUGUCUUUGAUUUAGUUGGCAAGUUGUGUGAGUUAUAGCUUAUUUUCUUUUCUGUCAUUUCCAUUUACCAUAAUUUUGUUCUCUCUAAGCUGUAGAAUUUAUAGUAUUUGUAUGUAUGUAUUUUUAAAUCAGUGGAAUUAUUUCAAGUUUUGCCAGUGUUUCUGCAUCACUUAUUCCAGAUUGCUUUAGUCUGUAAAUAGAAAUCAACCUUUAAAAAAAUUCUCAAAAUUUUAAUUUUCAUCUUAUGUUUUUAAAAUUAACUUUUGUUUAAGACAAAGGGUACACUGUUUCUGUUCAUCUGGGCAAGGUCCUGGAUCCACACAUCAAGCUAUAUCUUCAACUGUGUGGAGAAAAUGAAGAAAGCACCAAGAUAGUUCUCCGCCCCACUGGUACCGGCACAGAUUCAUUUCAAGAGGGAAAGACAUACAAAUUUUCUGUAGAGAUGCCAGACAUAGGAAAGGUAAUCUUCAAUGAGUACCUGUUAGGAUAUAAUUCCAACAAGUGGCAUGGCCUUGAAACAGCAGAAUGAGACCGAUGAAAUGGCAACAAAUGACUGAAGUAUGCUGUUGAAACUGUGACAGCUACGAAGGCAAAAAUAAAUAAAAUAGCAAAAUACUGACAGCAGCAUGGCUUCCUCCCAUUGUCAGUGCAAAAACCAACAGGUUUUCACAAAUAGUGUUGCAGCAGAUGUAAUGAAUUAAUAACAAAAACUUAAGUGGCUGGUAAAACUUUAAUAAUUAUGGCAAUGCUGUACAGGUGUACAAUUUUUCUAAAUUAUGAUGCCCAGAAUUAUGGUUUUGGCCAUUUAUUUAUAUGCCUAUUAUCUAGUUAAAAGUCAGAGUUUUUAAAAUAACAUUGAUUUUUUUGUGACUAUCAGGUGGAAAGAAUUCGUGUAGGUCAUGAUAGCCAUGGAAAAGGUAAAGGAAUUUUCCUGGAUGAAAUUGAAGUCAUUCCAGAUGAUGAGGAGCCUAUGUUUUUUCCAUGCUCUUGUUGGUUGGCUGAAGACUUCAGUGAUGGAAAAAUUGAAAGAGAAAUUUAUCCUAGCGCAGGAUCCCCACACUCAUCAGGUACCUAUUUUUAGUUAAAGCUGCACUCAAUACAGUCAAACCCCUGAUUUUGCACACCCUCUCUACACAGUCACCCCAUUAUUACGGACAGUUUGCCUUGUCCCUUAGGAAAGAAAGCCCUUACUUUUUCUCUAAAUUUACCCCGAUCACUAAAAACAAGGAGGUCUUUGAAAUCCUUUAAGGCUGAAUUAUGUCACCCCAUUAUUACGACAAUAGAUGGAUAUUGUUUGCUCUUCGUUUUGUCCCAGUGUUUUAGGAAAGAAAAUGUGGUAUCUGAACACACGUAAAAAUACUUUUUUUACUCUAAAUUUAAUUUCACUGACAUCAGGUUUGUCUCUUAAAUUGUAAAAUUCAAGGAUCAUAAAACAUCUUGGUAAGGCUGAAUUAUGGAAAAUAGUUUUGAAUUCUUCCAAUUUGUCAAAUCUUGGAUGGUCGUUUGAAAAUCAUCAAAUUAAUGUUUACAAUAGAUGGAUAUUGUUUGCUCUUAUCUCACUCGUUCGCUGCACUUUUGAAUAUUUUUUAUUUUUAUCUUCUCGCCAUUUUUCUCUAUUUUUAUUGAAUUCUAGGAAUUUUUUAUUGUAUAUAAUAAUUUAUUGAGUAGUUUUUAUAAAGUGUAUUUUUAUAUUUUUAGAGGGCCACAAGUUGAUCAGUAAUGUUUAGUUACUGUUACGUGUCACCCUCAUAAAAUAAAGUCUCUUACUUACUUACUUACUUACUUACUUACUUACUUACCCCCACUUAAUCCGGGUUCCAAUUGAUAUAGAUACUAUUUAUGGCCCUCUCAGUUUCUGUAUUAACAUGCAAAUGAAGGAUACUCGCACAGGAUCCACACAUACUGGUACUUCAUGUACUUGAUUCUACAUAUAAGUGGAGCCUUGCGCCCCUGGCAGAACUUGAAACCACUUAAACCCAAAUCUUUAGCUCCAGUGUCUGGCUUCAAGGAUGUCUGGGAGUUCAGAGCUCUGAACCUGUGAAAUACACGGUGCCCAGCAUAGUAUUUCUAUAUAAGCAAAGGGGUGCUUUCCAUUCAACAAAAAUUCCAGUUUGAAAUUUCGGAAAUUCCACAUGCUCUAUGAAAUGAUACAUUUGGGUUGUACAGACCAGACCCAAGCCACUGUGCAUUUGGUUAUUGUUCUUCCCAGGAUUCAAAAGAGCGGUACUGGGGAUGACAAUUUUCUCAAUGGGAAGGAACAUUAAUGACCAGACCAGUCAAAGAGGACCACCUUCAAAGCUGGUCCCAAAUAUUCUGGUCAGACCAAAUCGAAAUGGUCCACUCUAUGACGUAACAACCAGAAUUUCUGGAAUUUGGGGUUGAAUGGAAAGCACUCAAGACUUCUAGUUUCCCAGGGGCAAAAGUAAGCCGGCAGGAGCCACCAGGCCUUGCUACAUGUAGAGCACAGCCUCAAAAGGCUCCAAAAAAAAAUGUAUUCCAGCUUGUCCUUUGGGCAAGCUGCUGUCACAUUUUGCUUGCCAAGUGCCCCUUCUUGCUUGAGGUUGUUAAUGAUUUAGUUAGAGGAUGGCUUACCUUCACCCUUGCCCACUGGGCUAGUGAGCUUUUGAUGUUACAAGUACAGUUAAAAGUAAUGUACUUCCCCAGCAAGAGAUUCUACUUGUGUUGAACAACUGGACAGGAUAUUGUUAGAUCCCUGGUUAGUGAAGGUAGGCAACUAAUGUUAGCUGUUGUUUGCCAAUUGUUUUGUGCAAAUUUAUUUUCUCAUGUAGACUCAGACAUUACCCACACCGUGUCGGUAAGUCUUGGUGAAGUGUUAAACCCCGAAGCAACGCUAUACAUCUAUCUGAUUGGACGUAAAGGAGAGACAAGCAAGGUGUUCCUGAGGCCUGAGGAACCACUGGAAAGAGAGAAAACUUAUAAAUUCACAUUGGCUCUGACUGUUGACAUAGGAAGGGUGAGAUAAGCAUAAUUCAUCAGAUGUGUACAAUGUCAAGGAACUUAACUGUAAAUCUUUAUGUUGGUCAGAAGCCUAUUCCACUGCCAUUGUUAGCUCAAUAGAGAGCAGAAGUGUGAUGUCACGUUACCAUGGUAGCAAAAUUUCUGGAUGAGUUUUGCAACAGUGACGGUAAACAGCAAAAAAACAGUAGUAAUGUGUUUUAGAUUGGCAAAAAAAAAUCACGCUUUUUUGUACAUUUCUUAGCCGUUGUUGCACGAUCACGACUUGAAACUUCCUACUUUCAUGCUCCCGCUUUAUGGAGUAGGUGAGCACAACACAAAAAUUUUGUUUUUCUUUUUCUAAACUUACAUACUGUCCUUUCGGAUUAAACCCAGAAAGUUUCGCCAACAUUUGACAAAUUAAAGGAAUUGAAUAAGAUCAAUGAAUUUUGAAAACGUGCGAAUACACUAUUUAAGUGACGUUUUGGUUUGUUGUCAUUCAAAAAUUUUGCUACCAUGGCAACAUGACGUAACGACUUCUCUCUAUUGGGUACCAUACUGUAGAGCGGUAGGUAGGAUUCAAUUCCUGGCCAGACCAACACUCAUGGUCUUAAAAUUACUGAGGAGAAAUAGUUGCCUUUGCUUUGACCCCUGCAAAUGUUUAGAUGGCGUUCUAGUUUUCUUAGAUUAGGAUGAAAAAACUGUAAGUGUCACCUCGCAACACUUUCACCAACUGGUAAUCUGAAUCUGUGGAAUGUAACAGAGCUAUUAAAUUGGUAACAAAUCUCUGACUUUGACCACCCCUACUGUCUAUUCCGGUUCACAUUUACAUUAGGCUGCAUUCCUAAAUAAUUAUAAACAAUUAUUGGAAGAGGUUUUUGUGAUAUCCGGAAUAAUCAAGGUCGAGGUAAGUGUUAUCAGCCGAAGCCGAAGGCUGAGGCUGAUAACACUAACCGAGACCUUGAUUAUUCCGGAUAUCACAAAAACCGAAUCUAAUAAUUGUUUUAUUAUACUUUAUCUUCAAGUAAUUUCUCAAUUUCUUGCUGGGUCGAUGAAGCGAAUCGAGAAGCCAUUUUUACUUCGCUGUCCGUGAACUUGACAUUGCUGUCCGUGCACUUGACAUUGUUCUUGGAAAUCAUGCAUUGAGCGCAACCUACAGAUUAUUCACUAAUCUGUAGGUAUAGAUUAGUGAAUAAUCUAUAGGUUGCGCUGUUUCCCAGAAUUAACUGUAGGCUUUUAGCCAAUCAGAAGACAGAUGGUGACUGCAAUGUAUAAUAACUUCAUUUAUUGUAAACUGUGCCCCAAGCAGCGUUGUUGAUUAUCCCUGAAAAGCCCUGAGGGGAUUCUUACCUCCUUGCCCGGAAAUGCCUCCUAAAUCGAUCACUUAAUGUUAAAUUCUUUGAUUUUUGUUCUUUAAAAAUGUUUUUUUUUUUUUUUUUUUGGUAGAUCGAAAAAAUCCGCCUUGGACAAGACAGCCGGGGUUAUGGAAAAGGCUUGUUUGUGGACAAUGUCAGAAUAGCUCCAACAGAUAGUGACCCCGUAAAUUUCCCAUGUGCCUGUUGGCUAGCAGAGGACGUGUGGGACAGCAAGACAGAGAGAGAAUUACUGCCUGGGAAAGCUGUCAAAAGACCAGAAAGUAUGUGUUUUGGACAAACAUUUACCUGUUUCAUGUCCUGGCACUGCCUUGCUGAAUUGCGAAAUUUGUGCAGCUUUCUGCUGUACGUUUGGGGCCACGGUCCUUGUACCGCUUCAAUAACACUGUGCCAAACGUUUUAAUGCUAAAAAAUGGAAUUUAAAGACGAUGCACAACUUGUGCCGCUCAAAGACAUCUUCCCACUCCAGGCAUAUCAAAAUGAGAGCGAUUUCGGUAAACAGACCCGAGAUAAAGGCAAAAAAAUGUUUAAAAUUAUGGUAAACUCCAAUGAAAAUCGUGUCUCACUAUCCACUGGUACUUCUUUUUAAAAGUUCUUCGUUCUUCAGCGUUUUUCGAAAACCUUAAGCCUAGUGCAGGAGCAGGUGAAUAAAAUCUACGUUGAGCACAUAGAAUUGUUGUACCAACAAAGAACAUUGUUGCAGUGAACUCUUACAAUAUCUCAAAUGAGACGCGAACUGUACCAUUUAAUCAAACGCGUCUUACUAAGCCGCGUCUUAUUUUAGACGAAAUCCGUUUAUACGCGCGUCUUACCGUCUUAUGUAAGACGCGUCUUAUUUUUCCUCGUAUAAAUGACGUUGCAUUUUAUAUGUUAAUCAAAUUACCUGCGAAUCCAGGGACCAAAAUUUUUUUGUGUCGUGGGACAAAAGUUGUGCCUUAGCAGGACAUAUGCGCUUUCAGGGAAGUAAAAUUAUUUGCAGUUUUGGGAAUUAUAAUCUGGAUACAGGGAUUUAUGUUUUAAUUGGCGUUGUAACAGUUGUAAAAGUAUUGUUAUAUAAUAAUUUUUCAACAUUGUAGAACACGGCCCCAUAAGCUGUACAAGGUUUAGCUUUCACUGUGUUUUUGUGGAAGGUGCUGUUGUUAUCACUAGUGAAAAGUAUUUUCCCUUGUAUUGUUGUAACACCGAUACCAUAAAUAAAUCUAAUCUCUAUCCUUAUUUUUUUGCAGAUGCUGCGUAUAGCUUAACAUUCAAAACUGGAGAUAUGCCGUACGCUGGAACUGAUGCUAAUGUUACGCUACAGUUGUUUGGAGACAAAGGUCAAACUGAAAAGAUUAUGUUGCGGCAAGAAUCUGGCAAAACCCUGAAAAGAUUUGACCGUGGGCGUACUGAUAGAUUUACUGUACAAACAAUGGAUGUGGGCAAAGUGAGUGAAUCAUUAAACAUGUAUAUCCCUUUUGUCAGAGUAUGUGGAGAUCCAAUCAAAAACAGGUUUAUUGAAUAGUCAACGUGUUUAGUUUUUUUAAAAGGCCAAUUAUCUAACAAGUUAAACAAAAUUAAAUUGUAGAAAAUGUGCUAGUAGAGAUAAGAACACCAUGUAUUUGCAUGUACCCAUAAUUUCAAGGUAUUAUCCCUGAUAAUGAUAACGUGAAGUAAUUGAUGAAAAUGAAGAUCUACGUAGUAUUACAUUUCCUAUUAAAUACUUGAAUGUGGUCGUGAUUAUCUCACCGAGACAACAACAAAACUCUAUUAUUAUACCCAUGACAGCAAAAAAAAAAAAAACAACAACAACAAUGAAAUUUCCGUGUCGUGAAAUAAACAAUGAAAAGGUUAUUUUCUUUCUAAAAUAAUUGGCUUAUGGGGGAUAAGAAAGACAAGGAAGCCCAAUUACCUUGAAUCAUUUACAGUAAUUAUAGUAGGCACGGACGACUCGCAUACCUAUUUACUCUCCAACUGCUGACCAGAGAAUUUGACCUGGGAUACUCACUCUACGUACAGCGUGCAAAGAAAGUAGUGUCCGAUAGCCCGGGGCUAGUGGAUUUUGCUAUCGGGCUAGUGAAUUCUGUUUUUAACUUGCCCGACGGGCAAGUGAUGUUUUAUGAGGAGUUUGAAUAACAGAAGAACAAAACGUUUUUGGAGCUAGUUGAAAUGACGUCUGGGCUAGUAAAUGCUAGCUUCAGCUUGCCCGAAUGGCAAGCUGUAAAAAUGAUUUUCUUUGCACCCUGACGUACACAUUUAUAUAUAAUAUUUUUGCCUUUACUAAAGUGCAACCAUACUCGGGUCCUGCACCGUAUAAACCGAGUGUUCCCACCUGUUUCUGUGAUAAACGAAACGUAUCUUAAGUCUUUGUUGUUAUUGAUCCUGUUAGGUGGAGAGAAUUCGUCUGAGCCAUGACAACAGUGGUCCAAAUCCCGAGUGGUAUCUAGAGUCCUUAAAAAUAGAGAUCCCUUCCCGCGAUGAAAAGUAUUUUUUCCCGUGUAACCGUUGGCUUACUGGGGAUGAAGAGAGGCGAGUGGAAGUGGAAGUUUAUCCUGGUAAGACAGUAUAUUCUACUGCCUAAAAUGGACGGACAAUACCAAGACCUAGUGUUCACGAGAAAUGAUAUUAUAUGAAGAAAUCCGAAAAUUAUAGAAAACGAUGACAUGGAAGUCUACCUAUAAACUGUAAAAAGAAAGAAAGGGAAAAAAAAAUAGGCCAAAAGCGCGAAACCCAAUGUUAAUUUAGCCGGCCGCAGUCUUAAACAUCCGAGAAAGGUCAAUUUAACCAUUUCCAACUCUAGCUGGCAAGAACUAAUGGGCGAACCGUUAAUAAAGUUAUGGCCGGGGUGGGGAAUUUUUGAGCUGGUAAGAUAUUUUCGUUAACAUUCUCCGCAUUUCUUCAGUUAACGUUCCCUUACAUUAAUAUUUUCUUGCACUUCGCCGGCGCCCUCCCCAUAACUUUCAAAUGGUCCACGAGAAAAAUCGCAGUCGCUGAGUAAGCUAUUAAGACCGAUAAACCGCAAAUUUUAAAAAUGAAAACAAAUCGAAAAACCCUUCCUUUAAAAUCUGACCAGAUCGCAAUACUGAAACCCCCGGGAAUAUUCAAGAAGGCAAACAGCUCCUAAAAGACCUUUUAUGGAGCGAUUUAUUUCCUUCAUUGCCAUUUUUGCUUGGAAACUGAAGCUGCAUUGAUUCCUCUAAAUGAUAUCAAACAAACACGUGAUAACUAGUACAGUACCAAGCUAAGCUUUUUUAUGAUAAGUUUGUGUUCAAAUGUUUACUCUUGUUUGUUUUGUGAUGAUUAGUUGACCAGGAUGUGGUCCAAGAAGACAAUGUCACCAUUGUAGAACAGACUUUAGACUCAGCUGGUAAGUGUUAGAUUUAAUCACUGCUGGCUGCGUUAGGAACACUUGCACGCUGGUAAAUCCACUUCGAAAGCAACAGGACUGUUUCGAAUUUAUUCAUACUUGGCUCCCUCAAGCCUGAGGUUAUGUUCACACUAUAACCUGUCCGGUAUGGUAUGAACAGCAACUGGACAGACUGGAAGUCGUUCACGCACAUCGAACAAAUCAUCGAACAUCGUGCUGGUCUUAAGUGCUGGUCGGGUUGGUCGGGUUGGCCGAGAGGAUUUGGUGAACUAAACCCCAGACCUCACUCCUCAAUGUUUACUUCCGUCUCAGUGGAUUCCAGUCCUCACUCCCGCUUAUUCACCUCUAUGGUACAAAUACAAGUUCAAACUGCACCAAAGUGUUGCACAGAACCUCUCCGAUAUGUGACUCUCCACUUUAGAGAUCGGCGCGGCGCAGCCUCGCCCCGAUACAGAAAUCGCGCCAAAAUCACCGUUCUUAUGUUUGAACAGAAGCCCUAUCCGGUAUGGUUUUCGUGCAUACGCAAGAGCUAUUCCGUUCGGUUUAGUGUGAACAGGAGCUCUUAAAGGGAAUAAAACAAAAAAAAAAUUGCAUUGAGCUUCAAGGAUUAAUAAUUCGUUUCUCUUGUUUUAUUGCACUCAGCCAAGGAGCCAAGUAUGAAUUUUUUUGAUAAUUUGAAACUGACCUAUCAAGACGAUAUCUUCUUUUAAAGUUGUUGGUGUUCAUUUUACCGAGCAAAUCAGCGUGACGUUUUGCUCAUAUCUUUAUUUGUUACAUUUUAGCGCCUCCAGAGCCAGAGCCUGAGCCUGAACCAGAAAUGGCUGAAUAUCAAGGUAUUCAUUAGUCGUUGUGGUGUGCAAGGGGCAUAGACCUCAGCGUGCAAAGAAAGUAGUGUCCGAUAGGCCGGGGCUAGUGGAUUUUGCUAUCGGGCUAGUGAAUUCUGUUUUUAACUUGCCCGACGGGCAAGUGAUGUUUUAUGAGCAGUUUGAAUAACAGAAGAACAAAAAGUUUUGGGGGCUAGUUGAAAUGACGUCCACUAGUAAAUGACCUUGCCCAAAUGGCAAGCUGUAAAAAUGAUUUUCUUUGCAUCCUCCCUUUUUUUUAAUUUGAACCCUUGACACAAAUAUCAAUAAACCUAAUACUGAAGGCGUCGUUGAACGUACAGACACAAGUGGCCUAAGUCAAAAUUCAGCAAAAUAUUUAGUAGAACCAGGUGAAAGUACUACCCAAGUGGUUUGAUUUAAAUAGUCACACCAUAGGAUUUCGUUCACUCUUAGAAUAAAAGGGCAAAAAAAUUUCUAAAUUAGUCCCUUUUAGAGUAAAGCUCACUGACACGUCCGCAAAGGUGGAUGGAAAGUGCAAACAUCUUUUUAUCCUUCUUCGCGCGUUUUUGGUUCCUCCUCCCACCUCCCUUCACCCGCAUCUUUCCAGAGAGCUCUCAGUAGAUCAAAAGAGGUUUCUGCUGAAGAGAAAGUGCAAAAAUGAAAUAUUUACAAACACUGCCGUAUUCCUAUUUCUUUCAUUGUAAACAAACCUUGCAUAGCUUCGGACGCGCCUUUUUCUAACGCACCUCGCUUGGUAUUGAAGUGUGACAUAUAAUUCUCUACUGAAACGAUCUUUUUUUCUUAACACUUUGAAAGUCAUUUUCUUUGCCGAAUUUAAACUUUAGAGCUCGUUAUUGGAGAGAACACCUAUGGCAAGAUCUAGUGCAUUUAUAUCAAAAUGUCCUGUCCAUUGUUAGUGUCUUUUAGACUGGGAGAAGUACUGGAUCCAUACACCAAGCUGUAUAUGGUGAUACAUGGCGACAAGGGCGAUACUGACAAGAUUUACCUCGCGCCUAAAGGAGGAAAGCUAGAACCUGGGAAGAUGUAUACUGUUACUGUACAGACUACAGAUGUAGGAAAUGUAAGUAUUUGACCCAGGCUACCCAGGUCAGGGCUGUCAUUAGUAGCAAGCUACUGUAGUAAAAUCAGCCAGCUACUCCAAGUUUGAAAAUGAUUCAAACAUAAAUAUAGGAGGAUUUGUCGGAUAAAUGAGCGGCCACUUUCCUUGAGAGAAAGCCUUAAUGACAACCCUCCUCAGGUUGAAUAUGGUAAUUGUCACCGAGUAUAGUAUUAUCCACCGCCCGAUUAGUUCAGUUGGGAGAACGCCGGUCUGCCCAGCGGAAGGACGCCGGUUCAAAUCCCGGCAGGACUAACAACUGGGGUCUUUAAAUAACUGGUAAGAUCAUGCUGGAUUGUCUCUUAGGAUGAUAACGGCAUUGGGUGGUGAGGUUGAGCCAUUGCCCGUGUCUCCUUCACUCUUCUUUCAUUAGUAAAAUCGAAGGUGACGUAAAAGAACCCACACUACUCUUCGAAAAGAGUAGAGGAAGUUUCCUCGGUGAUGUGGUCCACCUUGCAUACAUCAUUCAAUGGCAUAUCGCAGGCUGAGUGGGUUACAGUGAGCUCAUAAAUGGACUGAUAGCGGCUGCCAGACUGAAGCGCCCUUGUAUGCAUGCUGACGUCCGAGCUUAACGUUAACAUGUAAACAUCAUGUUGUCAUAUACAUCUGUCAUCCAGAGGACACAUUCUCUUUUGCCUUCUAGGAGUCCCCGUUUGUCUCCAUUUUUUUUAAGCGGGCGCGUUUAUUUCAUUCAUUACUUCAAAAUAUGGUACUUUCGAAAAUGAAUAAUCGCGAGCAUCGAACAAAGCAACCACAUGAGGGUUACACGUUUCAACCUCGUAUGAGUUUCUGGUAACACGUGGUACAAGUGUGAUUGAAUGAUCAUUCAAGCUUUUAAAAAUAUGUCAACUCAACUAAGUGUCAACUCUGUUCCAUUUAUUUUUAAAGGUUCGUAAUAUCAGCCUGGGACAGGACGGACUGUCUCCCAACCACGGAGUGUUCGUGGAGGAAGUAGAAGUCACAGCCCCCAAGGGACCCCCGGUGGUGUUCCCCUGUCGUUGCUGGCUUGCAGAAGAUGAAGAUGAUGGUCAAACUACACGUGUGUUGGUUCCAGGGGAAUCACUAACCUCACGAUAUGACAGUAAGAGUUUAUUCUACUUAACUGAUGUUGUGAUCUAGUUUGUUAUCAAAGAGCAAUUUUGCGCUGGCAUCAACUAUUAGAGACUUUUAGAUUAUAAGACGAGAACAAGAUUUUCCCAAUACUAAGUGGUGCGCGCGCGUGAACCAGCGUCAUUUUGGCGGGAAAACGCGAUAGUCAACGUCAUUCUACUGCGAGUUUUAGCGAUGUCUUUGUGACGGGAGCAAGUUCUCAAAAUGUUAGCAGUUUUAUCAUUUUCCGAUCGGAAGAGGGAAUAACCUCCUUCAAUAAAAUAACCCUGCUAACUUUACUGGUGGAAAAAGUACAAUGAAAAUAGUUGAAGUUAAAUCUCAUCCUCUAUUGACUCACUUCAGGGGCCCUGGCAUAACCCGGGCGCAGCGAGCAGCCCCCUUGUGCCCAUUGAGUGAUAUUUUUUACUUCCAGCAGGUGGUGCAACGACGUACAGACUAGUUAAUUUUUAGAGCGAUUAUCUCGAGAAUUUUGGCCGUCAAAAAAGUCUUACAAAUGACCCAGUGAAAAAAGGACACUAGAAGAUAGUAAUUCUGAUAUUUUGAUAGCAUUCACUUCCAUUUUCUCUGGAAAACUACCACAAAAUGAUGCUUAAAAUUAACUGAUCUGUGAAAGCGCCAUUGCUCACGUAGCCUCCGGAUCCCACUUAAACGUUCUUAGGGCUUCGUUACGCGUUUCUUGGGGAGGAUUGCGUGACGAGCCAAAAGAAUAACUGCGUGGGAGGCUAUUGCUCACUUAGAGUCACUCAAAGAAAUAGUUUAUAUGAAUGAAAUUAUCCUCGACUGUAAGCCUUUUUAAAUGGUCACGCGUGAGACUGGACUGACUAAAUGCACCAUGGGACUGUUUUAAGGGGCUCCAGCUUCUUUUUUAGGGGUUUUGUAAGGUUGCGUAGGAAUUUGGGUUCAAAUUCGUUCCCCUAGUAGUCCCAUAGUGCAAUUCGAGACAAGCAGUACAAUGUGUGGGUAAAGUUCGCUUAUUCGAUAACACGCUAUGUCAAAGUCAUCUUAACAUUUACAGUUGCAAACGGUUUGUGAACGCGUUUAAAAUGGUGUUUUUAAAUUAAGUUGGUAAUCAACUCAGUGGAGAAAUUUACAUGUGGACAGAUGCAAUUUAUAUAAUUAUAACCUCUUUGCGAAUUGGUCAUUUUGGUUAGCUUUGCUCAGACUUUCUUAAUUUGUGCAUAUUACAAACGCUUCCAUACAUCAAUUGGCUGACACAAGCAACUGAUUUCUUGGUUUUAUUUGCACCUAUGCCCCGGACACUUUCAGCAUUCCAAGAGAGACAUAUUAAUGUGUCUUCUUGUCUAAAUCGCAGUUGGGUUUCGUCUUGGAGAAGUGUUGGACCCUAAUACCAAGCUUUACAUGAUGCUGUACGGUGAUAAAGGAGAGUCAGGCAGGAUUUAUCUGUUACCAGAUGGAUCAAAGUUUGAACCUGAUAAGUUCUACAAAGUUUCUGUAAACAUCAAGGACAUUGGAAAUGUAAGUCGUGUACUUUAAAUAGCCCACUUCGAAAAGAGUGAUAGCCUGGGACCUAGUAAAUUGAGCUCGCGCUUAUUUAUGGGAUUGUUUGUGGGGGACAAGUCGAGCAGCCACCUUGAAUUAUGUCGAGACAUGCAAGUUGUUGUGUGCCUUUCUGCACAAGUAUCUUCGGGAACUCCCCUGGUCUGGCAUUUUAUAGAAUUCUAAAGGCAAGAGGUAUCCAGCUGCGUUUUCUUUCCGGUUGUUUUGGCUUCAUGGCUAAGAGGCCAUCUCUGAAGCUGUUUCACGGUGCAUUCUUGUGGUUUUUGUCGGGGUAAAAUUGCCCCAGGCACAUAUUCUUCCCUCAGCUUCACAUUUUCUUGUUUUUUCUUUCAAUUCCACCUUCCGUUUUGCUAUUUUGAGCUGUUUCAUUCCCCUCCGCUUUGCGCCAUGUUUGUUUACAUUCGCGUCCCCCCCCCCCAAAUAAUCCCAUAAAUGCACGCGCGCCUAGUUUGGGUCCCAGACUAUCACUCUUUUCCGAAGUGAGCCAUGCAGUCCUAGCCUGUUCUGGGCUGUCAGGAGGUAGGGAUGCAGCGAAACAAAGUCAACCGAGAAUAAGAUGCGAGUGUUUUUGGAAAAGGGAGCGCUUUCAUCACGUUCGCUGUCCAUACUACAAGUAUAUUAGAGUCUGGAACAGGUUAAUGCAACCCUAAUUGAAAAGACCAAACAAAGAAUACCCAAUAGUUAAUUUCCUGAAAAAUCGCUCAAUGUCUUAAUGUCAUGGACCUCGAAUAAGCCGAUGUGAACUCACGCUGUUUUGGAAAUAAGAUAGCAUAUGUAAUAUUAUGACUGAUUGAAAAUGUUUCAUCGUUCCUUAUUCGCGAAAUCCCCCAGCUUAUUGCUCAUAGCUAGCCUGUGUUUGCUGAUAUCAGUACGAUUGACGUCAAGACGUACGGCGGGGUGGCCCAGCUGUUACGGCAGUGUAGAGCUGGAGAAAAUGGCGGAAGAUUGCAGACCUUAAGACGAACUGGCGAACUACUGGCUAAACAUAGCAAAAAUAAACUGAAAUACCACUUGUCAAAUGACAACUGCUAUAUGAAGAACAUCUUCCAGAAUUUAAUACAACACCCUUCCAGAACCGCACAAUUCUUCAUAUCAUACUCAGCUUCCUCCAAUAAUUACUUUAACAGGUACAAAAGGUUCAUAUUGGACAUGAUAGCAAGGGACGCAACAAAGGCGUUUUUGUUGAAGAAAUCGAAGUGACUGCUCCUGACGCUCCCAAAGUUAUAUUCCCUUGCCGCUGCUGGCUCGCAGAAAACGAGGAUGAUGGCAAAACCUCUCGGGUCAUCGUGCCUGGAGAGUCGCUUACACACCCUUAUGACAGUGAGUGCAUGUGUAAUUUUUAAGGUUUUUUUUUUUCCAUCUGUUUUUUUUUAAUUUUGGCUCAUCUUUGCUGAGCAUGAAAUUCUCCCAAGGAUAAGAAAUAUUUUUACUUGUUUUGGUUGUUUGCUGUUUUCCCAUUGGUUUGUAUUGUUUUUUUUUAUUUGCUUGUUUUCUAAAUUUCCUCCUGUUCCUUGAAACCUGACGUGGGUUUUUUCGUUCUUAUUUUGGCUUGCUGGCUCAGGGAGCUUUAAUUUCGACAUUUACUGGGUAUGCUAGAAGAUACCAUUCUGUGAUGUUCUCUAAACCAGUGGCUGGUCAGUCUUUCUCAGGCGUAGAGAUUAGAAUGACUGUGAUGUCAAACAGAAAGUGACAGUGAAAAGAAGCAAAUAUACUUUAAAGUAAUACCUUAUUAGGUGAAGCCGCAUCUGAAAUGGUAUAUAUCUCUGGGGCUCUCAAAUCUAUAACUAUCCAAAGGCGUUGUUGCUUGGGAAUUUCUUUAAAGUGGAAUCUUUUGUUGUGCUUGUUCAACAGUCGCGUUCCGUCUUGGGGAGGUACACGACCCGUGGGCUAAGUUGUACAUGAUUCUUUAUGGUAAGAAAGGCGAAUCUGGAAAAAUACACCUCGCUCCAUCUGACGGCAAAAAGCUUGAGCCUGGAAGACUGUAUACUGUGUCCGCAAAUAUCAAGGACAUCGGACCGGUAGGUUGUUAGUAUUUUUCAUUCUUGUAGUUUUUAAAUCUUUGACUCUCGAAAGUGAGAAAGGUCGAAUUGAAAAAUGAAUGGUGGAUAUGCCAUAGGAUUUGGUCCGCAGACUCGAUGGUCACGCAAUAGAUUUUGUUUGUCCGCCUGUCAUAAAGUUAGAACUGCGUCACAUUUCGGCAUAAUUGAACCCUUCUCAAGUGUGAAAGGUUUCAUAAACGAGCGGUUUUUUUUCUUCAGCCAAGCGUAUUGAAUGGUCUCACGAACUUUCACGUAGAUCCUAGCAUUGUGGAUUACUUUGGCCGGAAGAUUUUCGGUAUGCAAACAGAUUCAAAGACACUGAUUAUGCAGUAAAUUUUCCACCAUCUACGUAUAUCAAUUAUUUAUCCUUUAAAACACUUAGUAUGUAGUGUCAGAGGGUAGGUGCUGUAAAGGUAGCGACAUAGGAGGGCAGCAAUCUCCUUGGCGGCAAGGAGAUCUCCAUGGCAACCGAGCCACAGCCCAAUCAGGCCCGUUCUAUCAAUACAACACCGACAAACUAGUGUGGAAUGAAUACUUACUCAAAAAGUGGGAGGGAGGCAUGGACACAAAGCAAGGAAUUGAGCGGGAACCCAUGGCGAUGCCCCUGCAAACCUACCUCGCGCUUCCCGCAUCAGAUUGCUGAGACUGCCUCAUUGACUUGGCUUUAACCUUCCCUUAAUUACUUUCAAAAGUGUCGAAAUACUUUUUCAACGAAGUGGCUUAACGCCGCGUUUUCCUCGCGUUAUAUGAAACAAUCUAUCUAUUGUCAGAAGAAAAGACGAAACGCCUCGUUGACCGUUGAGAAUUUUGUCGCUUGUUUCAGGUGGAGAAAAUCAGCAUUGGAAAUGACAGCCGAGGACCUGGUCAUGGUGUUUUUGUAGAAGAAAUCGAGGUAGCAGCUCCGAGUGAGGAAGCUGUUGUUUUUCCUUGCCGUUGCUGGUUGGCUGAAGAUGAAGGCGAUGGCAAAUCUACACGUGUUUUGCAGCCUGGGGAGACUGUUAGUCCUCCUUAUGACAGUGAGUAAAUCUUCUUCUUCUUCUUUUAGGCCAAAGAUCUGGUUCCCUCUCGUGGCUCUACAUUUGUCUACAUGAUACCACCUCAAAAUGUCAUGCCAGUGCGAGUCAGCCCGGCGUGAGUUCACCACGGUUGUUGUACCGGGGCGAGAAUUUCACUCCGGUAUGAAGUCUCGCAACGGUAUCAUGUGAAGGCGAAACGACCAUACGUUUCCGUGAGAAAUCGGUCUGCUGGUAGACUGGAACGGGUAGCGCAUGAGUAAUAUUUGCGAUUUUGAAUCUUACGUUUAUUUUAUCACCAUGAAGUGUACCUUCAAAUAACGAGAUAUGAAAUGACUCAGUCAUAAUGUAAACGCGAUGCGAAAUAAAAAAGUCAUCCCGGUAUGAAACUCGCGCCGGUGCGAGUUUUCUCAUGUAAACACCCCCCAAGUCUCUCUUCUCAGCAAGCCUGAUAGCCUGCGAUGGUGUACUCCGUGUCCAUUCACAGAUGUCGGUUACCCAACAUCUCCGUGGUCUACCCCGCCCUCUGUUUCCGGGAGCUCGUCCAUGCAUGAUGGUGCUAGGGUGAAAAGCUUCAUAUGUUGCCUUGUGACUAGAGAAAGUUGUUAGAAACCUGGUUUAACCAAUUAUUCCGGUUUGGUAUUCCAAAAAUCCAUUUAGCUAAUAGAACAGUAUUUUUCAGGUUUUCCAUAAUUUCCGAAGAAGAACGAAAACCUCGCGGGGUUGACCCAAAUUCUUGAAGUUUUCUUCCUGGAAAUUUCCGUUCCAUUCGAUUUUGUUACCUGAUUUUCAGAAUUUCCGGUUAAAUGGAUUGCGUUGAAACUCCUUUAGAUUUUGUCCUGUUGGGGAAAAUAUCCCUGGAAAUUUCAGUCCCAUUCGCACUUUGCUCGUCGAGUGCAUAUUAGAAGAUAGUUUUGAGGAGAGAGGCAAAAAAGUAUCCCGCGGGGAAAAUCCUCUUGGAUCCAACAAGAGAACAUACAGCAAACUCAACUCACGUAUGGCGUCCACGCCGGGAUUUGAACGCGGGCCACAUUGUUGAGGUGCGAGUGCUGUCACUAGUGCGCCACCCUUGCUCCACUCCUGCUCCACCCCACCCACCCCACCCCCCUCCACUUUCUUCUACUCUAUUGAUUAUUCAAAAGGGAUCCACUAAACUAAACUUUUUGCCCAUAUGUGAAGUAGCGAGUUGCGAUUCUCAUAAACCACUUACCUGCCCUCACUUUUCGGACUGUCUAUCAAACCGCUCUCUUCUUAGACACCAAAUACGACUAAAGGUUCUUGUUUUUUUAGUUCUGUUUCGUCUAGGAGAGGUGUUGGACCCGCAGGCUAAGCUGUAUAUGAUACUGUACGGUGACAGGGGCGAAUCUGGCAAAAUAUACCUCACUCCUUCAGAUGGCACUACAUUUGAGCCCGGAAAACAGUACAGGGUGUCCGUCAACAUCAAAGACAUUGGAAAGGUACGGUUAUAGGUUUUAUGCCGAACAAGGGUCUCAAAUGUGAGAAGCUCCAAGGGGACUACUGAAGAAGCCGUAAAAAGUUUUUUUGUCGUUUCCGUAAAUAUAUAAGAAUGGACCACAAAAAGAAGGUUUCUUACUCUAAUAACCAGAGCUUAGUGCGCUUCUACGAUAAACUGGACCUUAACCGACUCUUUAUUUUCUAAUCCCCCAUGAUACAUUCUGUUCUCCCCCCUAAUUUUGCGUAAACUAUUGUUUUUAAAUGCUCCUGGGAGAACCGUACAUUCCCAAGACCACAACUUUGAUUUCAACUUAUACAAGAUAUUGCUUUAUGCCCGUAAUUAGCUUAAGCUAGUCGCGAAAAUAGGAAAGCAAUACCUUGCUCAAAUUUCGGCCGCUGGUGGUGGGGGGGGAAUCAGAGUGUUUUAUGGCGGAUUCGAAAAUAAUCCAUUAUCUUGCGAUAGUAACCGCCGUGUUCCACAGAUAUGGCAGAAAUUGUUUCCCUUUUUUACUCUGAAGAUGGUUAGCGCACUUGUUGUCGAGACAUCAACCAUUUUAAACAAGGACUACACGUUCCGGUCGUCGAUCAUAUUCCUCUUACUUAUGAAAUGACUCCUGGGUUCAAACAACAGAGUGUAAUAUUCCCUUAGUUCAAUCAAGAGAGUACUCUUUUGGUUCAAACCAUUCACUGUGUUACGUUCAUAUUACUCUUUCCGCAGAUCAACAAAGUCUAUCUAGGAAAUGACAGUCAAGGGCGUGGCUGUGGAAUAUUUGUGGAAGAAAUUGAGGUACAUUGUGCAGACGAGGAUCCGGUGAUUUUUCCGUGCCGCUGCUGGCUAGCUGAAGAUGAAGGAGACGGCAAAACAGCUAGAAUUCUGGUGCCUGGUGAAACGAUUCAGCCACAAUUAGACAGUAAGCCAAACCUUUGAGAUACUUCAGUUAUCUGUAACGGUCAAGUCACGUCUAUAGUGGUAUAGGCUCAGUCGAAUUACAGGGGAAAGAUCUCCAGCGUAAACCACGUUUUAGCGCGUUUGUUAAGUGGGCUGUCACAAGAAAAAACGUUUUUCGCGUCAUGUGAAUUCAAUUCCAAAAAUAAUGGUCCAGUUUUGUUAAACCUUUUUGUAUUUAGUCAGUGAAACUGUCUGUUGCAUCGGAUGGCAAAGGUGAACAUGGAUUGAAACAGUGCAGAAUUUCAGCGCAUUCCUCGUUAAUUCGCUGCGUGAAAGAAAACUCCAGUUGUUUAGCCGAAAAUUGUACUUUGACGAGAAUCCAUUCGCUGAUUUGAAGUUGCUGUGUGGACGUAAUUAUUUAUUGUGCUUAUAGAAGCUGCGUAGUAUCUAAAUGCAAUGGAAGCAUCUUGUGUUACAACAGUUCUUAAUUGUUAUUAUGUUCAGGUACAUUGUACAACAUGACGUUUGAAACAGAGGAUGUACCCUUCGCUGGCACCGAUGCUACUGUUUAUGUACAGCUGUUUGGAGAAAAGGGACAAACUGAAAAGAUCGAGUUUAGAAGCGAAAACAAACUAGAGGCGCCCAAGUUUAAAAGAGGAAGAAUUGACAAAUUUGCGGUGGAAACUGCGGAUGUAGGGCGGGUAAGUUAAUGAUGAGAUAUCUUAACUGUUACCGUAAAUGAAUAAAGGUGCGGCACUUACUUCAACAACGGGGAAAACACCGAGGGAGAUAUAGAGAGAACUCUAAGUUGUGCAAGAAAAAGGACAAAUAUGUACACCUCGAACCGUUAUAUGAACCCGGUUUCAAGAGCUUCCCCACAUUAAAACGAGAGAAACUCACGAGUUGGUCGUGGUCUUAUUUGUCAAGCGAUAUGGUUUUGGUUUUCAUAUCUCUUUAUAUCAAGCGCCGUAACAAAGAUUGGGCGUCUAUUUGUAAAUACCCAAAUUAGCGCCGCGACGCUUAUUCAAGAGCGGCGCUGAUUAAAUUAUUUUUGGUGGAGGUGCGGCGCUUAUUUGAGAAGCGGCGCUUGAUCGAUCAUUUACUGUAAGUGGUAAUACACUUUUCUUCUGUUAGCCUGCGAGCAAUUUACCAUUUGGGGGAGUCGUGAGAGGUCACGCGAGAGUAGCACGCUCCUCUCAGCUUCGCCGCCUUCUCGCGCAUUCUUUCGCGGCUCGCUUGGCUCACCAUAUAAAAUGGACAGCUUGCUCGCAGGCUAGACCUGUCAUAAGAUUUUCCCCUGGACAAAUAUUUUUCCUUCACUAAUGGUCGGUCCCUAAAGUUUUAACGUCUUAUCUGUUAGCUGAAGAAGAUCCGUGUUGGACACGAUAACACUGGCCGCAAUCCUGAAUGGUACUUGAAGAAGCUGAGUAUCGAAGUUCCCUCAAGGGAUGAAAUUUAUGUUUUUGAGUACAAUAACUGGAUAGCUGGCGAAAGAGUUGACUUGGAUCCAGGUAAACCUCUUUAAAGAUUACUCAAUAGGGACCUUAAGGUACCGAAAAACGGGCAGCAAAAAACGUGCAACUUGUUUUGUAACAUUGCUGUAAAACGAGUUGAAUAGCAAUGUUGCGGGUUUUACCACCCAUGUUCAAACCUGUUUACAACCUGAUUUGUUGCAAGAUGUGGGUGGUAGAGCGCGCAACAUCGUUAUUCAACUCGUUUUGCCGCAAUGUUGUAAAACAAGUUGCACGUUUUUUGUUGCCCGUUUUUCCGUACUUUUAAGAUCAGACGACGGCGACGGCAACGAGAACGUCAUAAAAGCGAUAGGUUUAAUAAGCAAAACAACAACUUCAUUUGCACGUGCAUCACACCUUUUUGUACAUUUCUUUGCCGUCACUGCACGACCAUGACGUGAAAAUGCUUAAUUUCAUGUUUUAUAGAGCACGUAAACAAGCAGGGACAAAAUUUUCUUUCCUCUUUCUUAACUUGGAUGAGGCUCUUAGGAAUUCAACUCCAGGAGAGUUCGCGUACAUUCGACAAAGUGAGCGCGAAUCACUUUUUAAGCGACGUUUUACCUGCCGUCGCCGUCCACGCAUCUUAAGGUCCCUAUUACCAUCACCCCAUAAUCCCUCAUUCACCACCUUAAAAACGAGGGAAACUGGGUCGAGUUAACUUUCGCAAAGACUUCUGGGAUUGUAACUAGGGACAGGUAAAAAAAAUGGCUGACAGAUGAUCGGCGUGUCCAUAGUAGCGAUCCCAGAAACAAUUGCGGCACACAGUCCGGCUCCAGUGCCCUUUCUAAAGUGGCGAAUGCCUUUGUUUUUUUCGUUGGGAAAGUAAACCUAGGUUUUGGUCGAGGCGUAAGCCUUGAAUCUAAGCUACUUCCUUGUAAUGUUUUUUGAGAAUACGAAAAUGGUCUUUUUAGCGGGACCCACUUGGUGAUUAGGUUCGUGAUUCACGACCCCAAUGUGCCUCUUUUAUUAUUGAUGUAUUUAUUUAUAUCAGUAUUUUUAUCAGAAAGAAUUUUGGAUGUGAGAGUUGCUGAUUUUGUGUUUUUCCUUGUUUCUGUCUGUUCAGCAAGAGGUAAACUGCGACAUGAUACAAUGCUGAUUUAUUUUGCUUAUAUUUAUAGUUGAUGAAGCACUUCGAACAGAAUUGUACACAAGUAAGUUUAUAUUUCAUUUCAAUUUCAGUUCAUGUUCUCAAAGUACAGCUGUAUAGUUAUUAUAGUUGAUUAACUCUGCUCCAAACAAAAACUUAUGUAAUGGCUGUUUUGUCACUUACGGCGGUUUGUAAGGAUGAUGUGUGCUUUGAUUUCCUCCUUAGGCGAGGCAGUACUUUUUGCUUGUUACCAUUUUUCUCGAGAUCGUAAACAAGCAUAAAGCGAUAGUAUUAUACCGCACUUAAGACGAAGGUGGUAAACCCUGCGCGAGGAGGGUUUUUGUUUUUUUUUAAGAAAAAGAACCAAUGAAAACCGAUCAUUGAUCACGUGUGUUACCCGACUAGCCUGGGUAGCUGGCGGGAUAAGCGAAACCUUCGGCUUCGACGCUCGCUUCAUGUGUCGGCUCCGCCGCCAUGAAAUACCCCGGGGACAAGAAUCCCGCCAGCUACGAAGGCUAUUACCCGACUAACGUGCAGCCACUAAACUGAAAAACAAAACAAACCGUUCGUUAUCUUGUAGUUCAUCUCAAGCUGGGUGAAGUCGCAGAUCCUUACGCUCCAGUUUGGAUCCAGCUUGUUGGCGAGAAGGGAGAAAGUGGACAGAUUCAGAUCAAGCCCGGGUAUGGACCAAAGGACAAAUUCGAGAACGAUCGAAUGUACAAAGUGGUAGCCAGGGUCAACGAUAUCGGAAGGGUAGGUACUGUGGGGGGGGGGAAAGGGGCGAAGGGGGGCUUUCCCUAGGUUAAAUAUUUCAAGCUUGAAAUCUGCGUUCGGAUGCGGAUCCCAAAUCGUCAUAAUCUUUGUGACACAGUAUUGCAAGAGAAUUGCCUUCUAAACCUUUAACCGUUCUUCUCUUUGAUUGCGCAUUCCAGUUUUUUUCCCGACAAAGUCCAUUCCGCGCGCUCCUGCCAUAAAUAACAAUCCUUCCCUUCCGUUGGUUGUACAGGUUGUAGAUGUCAAGGUGGGUCAGGACCUGUCUGGUGCCCCCAGUAAAGGACUCUACGUUGAGGAGGUGGUGGUCACAGCCUCGCGCGGGGACGAGGUCACAUUUCCCUGUCACUGUUGGACUGGUGAAGACGAUAAAAUCACUGUGGAACACGUACAGCAGACUGAGAAAGAGGUGCCUCUUGGUAAGUCUUUGUAGGGCGCUGUUAAAAAAACUGACAGUUUUGUUCCACCAACUUCACUGGGCACAGACCCGACCUCGUUUCCAAGGUUCCCUCCGACUCGUUCCCGAGAGCGAGAACGACUGAGAGAGGCGUCUCCGUGUGACUGAACGCCCCUUUGUAAAGCUAGCCUCGCUAUCCUGGCUGCAGUUUCGUCUUUUGUGCUAUACUGGUUAACACUUGUCGAAACGUUUUCGUAAGUCGUUGCACACAAAACUCAUUUUAAAGCUUCAGUUUGUAACAGGGCGGUAAAAAUGGCUGUACUCGCAUCUGGACGCUGACCUAUUUUGUUUGUCUUACAGAUACAACAUACCAAGUGACUUUCAAAACUGGUGACAGACCACACGCUGGCACAACAGCUAAAGUUCAGUUUGAACUGCUGGGCGACCAAGGUAAAACAGAGCCUAUCUUGCUUAGUGAAGACCGAAGUCUGCGUCUUUUUGACAGAGGAAACAGUGAUAAGUUCAAAGUGGACACGAGGGAUGUUGGAAAGGUAAAAUACUAAAUACAUAGGUGAAUCUUAGUUUACAUUUUCUAGCUGUUAAAUUAACUUCUCUGAAUAUUAAAUGGCCCAGCUCUCUUGCAGUCGGACUCCAAUACACUGAAUAGUUUCGGAGAAAUAGCUUUGGUUUUAAAAAAAAACUCGAGAAUUUUCAAAGAAUGUAUUGGUCAGUACCGUUUUUGCCACCCAGCAGUUUUGUGUUCUGUAAUGGCUGCUCUUUCCUUAGAUAUUGCUUGCAAAGAGCUGUAAAUUGCCCAAAUUGCUCAAGUUCAUCAUCUCUUUCAACUUAUUAACUUAAUUUGUGUAUACUGCGACAUCUUCCGUUAGUCCAAUGCGCAAAAAUUAAAAACAACAACAACAACAACGUAAGCAAAGAAAAAUUUUCACCUAUAGCACCUCCAGCGGGUCAAGACCUUUAGUUGUGGUGGUUGGCGGCAGUGGGGAGGAGGGGGUGGGGUUGCUAAUGUUCUCUCUUUUGGUCCAAAAAUAGAACCCCGGUCCGAGGGUUUGUUACCUCUCUUGAAAUUUUGAUGUUUUACAGUUGUAAGCUUGUGUCAUCUCUCAUAGAGCUUAUAUCUCGACACUGUCUCGUGCUAUUAAAGUGUUCUUAGUACACGGGUAAUAAUCCUGAUAGUCUUAACUAAAUACCUUUUAAACAAACUGUCAGACUGAGAGUCUGUGGAAAGACUAGAGGUCUCGCAUACCCUCAGUUCUGUGCCCUUAUUUCUGUGAUCAUUUGCAGGGGUGGUGAGGGGAAGGGGUGAUGACAUUUUAUUGAGUGAAAGUAAUUCAAUUUACGUGAUUCCAGAUUGAGAAGCUUCAUAUCCGCCAUGAUAAUUCUGGCCGGGAUCCGGACUGGUACCUAGAGGAAGUUACUAUUGAUGUACCAGAUAAAGGAGAACAGUACAUCUUCCCCUGUCAUCGCUGGCUCGUCGGCAGUCAGCGUGACGUAGUGUUACUUCCUGGUAGGUUUUAUACAUAUUUGGUUUUAGAUAGAAGUGUGACGUCGCGUUACCAUGGUAGCAACAUUUCUGGAUAAUCGCAAUUUUCGCAACUGGCUUUCAAAAAAUCGCCAACAUUGCGAUUUUUGAGAUUUUUCGCAAACACGCGAUAAAUCGCAAUUUUUGCAGCUGCGUGCAAACGUGGACAUAAGUGAAGCUCUUGAGCGCAUAGGUUAUGACAUUUAUUUAAAAUUUCAGCGAACAACUAUGCGAGCAUCUGUCGGAACUUUUAACCUUUAGAGCUUACACCCCUUUUUAAGUCAAGGCAAAAUAAUUGACGACUUUGUCAUUCUAGAAUACUGAUAUUGCGUUAAAUCGACGGGUUAGUAUUAAAUUGAAUGUCCUUCUUGGUAAUUGCUGUGGGCUAAUUUUUUUUUCAUUGUUCAAGUUUUAGAACAGGACAAGACAAGUUUUUUUUUAAAUUUAUCAUUUCCAUAUUUACGUUCUUUUAUGUUUCCUUGGUGUUUUUAGCUGAAACAAAGGAUCUAUCGCAAGGUAAGGAUGACUUGUCACAUUUAUUAUUAUUAAUAUUAUUAUCAUUAUCAUCAUCGUCGUCGUCGUCGCCGCCGCCGUCGUAGUCAUCAUCAUCAUCACAUCACCAAUGGAAGGCUAGAACAAAGUCUUUUUAUUAUGCCGUAAAAAGACAAUCGAAGAAUUUUGUUUGAAGAAGAAAGCCUUGUUUGGCGUGACGUUUUUGAGGUGUGCUUUUCAGGAAUCUUUCGCGGGUUUUACGCAUAAGUGGAUUGGUUAAACAAAAAAAACUCAAUGAACCAAUGGGAGGGUCCAUUUCGCACAAACAACCAAAUCUUUCGAGAAGGGACAUCGUCUGGUUUAGACCGAAGGUAUGUGCUUACGUGUAGAUUAAAGAAGUGUUAGCGUGAUGGACAGUCCCGCCAAAAAAUGAAAGGCAGGGACCAUCGCCAAGUCUCCGUUCUAGGGAAGUGUCUGCUAAGUUGAUUAUUGGCUGUUUAUUUAGCAGAAGUCGACUAUCGUAUCACAGUGAAGACAGGCGAGGAGACUAAUGCCGGCACAGACGCUAAUGUGUAUCUACAAAUGUUUGGUGAAAAUGGAAAGACGCAAAACUUCUCUCUUAGAGAGGAAGGAGACAAAAGAAGAUUCGAGAGCGGUCGAGUGGACAAGUUUCUGAUCCGAACACAAGAUGUUGGAAAGGUAAUGUUUAUAGUAGUCUCUUAUACCGUUUGCUAUCUGGUAGCCUGCACGUCUAUUCCUUCUGUUCAAUGCCACCAUAAAUGCCCUCAACAGUGAACUCGCCCUGCCGCUAGAGCUCGUUGUUGGCGUAUUCGAGGAAGAUAAUAGGGAGCUUAAGCAAAGACGUUUUUGAGCAACGGACGUUAACCGGAAGUGAGGACUUUUCCCUUGUAAUAUGCCUUGACGCUAUGUAAUUUGUAUUGCUUAGUUUCUUUACUCUUGUAGAGACGAUUUGACUGAAAAUUUGGGCAAAACCAUCGCCCAAAAAUGAAAAAGGGCAACUUCCGGUUGACGUGCGUCGCUCAAAAACGUCGUUGCUUAAGCUCCCUAAUAGUGAGUUAACGCAACAGGACGGCAGAAAGAAGAGGACGGCAAAACGCUUGAUUGUUACAAACGUGACGGGGCUAUUACUAGCGUGUUUUGUCGGGAAUUCACUUAACAUUGAUGUUUUUUUCCCUUCUACAAAAAAGAUCUGUCUGAAGGAACGUGAAGUUUGGCGGAAUCUUUGUUCAAACAAAAUUAUUGUCUUUCCUCUCCCGUCCUGUUGCGUUAGUUCACUAUUAUAUGCUGCGUGUUGCCGGGAUACAGUUUUGACCCCAGGCCUAAAAGCGGUGCGCUUGGUACAGCGGGCUCAGUUAUGACCAUAGGUUGAUCAAUAAAUAAAUUCUCGCACUCGAAAAACCAGUUUGAUGAUAGAGAACAAGAUAGACUUUUGCAGAAGUUCGGGCUGCGGCGGCUCCCAAAGGCUUGAUCGGGCAAAGCCUUCUUUCUCCUUCUCUUUCAAGAAGACAAAAGGAGGCUUUACUCGCGGGGUGCGGUGGAUGAUCUGUAAAAGUUCGUCCUCAGUAACUUGAAUUAACCGUGCUGUUUUUAUAGGUAAAGCAAGGAUUGUAGUACACCCUGGUGUUUACUCCUCUUUUUCAUAUGAUAUUUCGUGCUUUGUUGCAUUUAAAUUAACCCAGUCCUUUAACUUCCAAGAAUGCAGAAAAUCGUCAUGAAAGAAAGAACCGACGUAUUGUUUGGUUGAAUAUCAAAUAACAAAAUGAUAUCACGAGACGCUACUCUGUCCUCAAGAGGUUUCGUUUGAAUCGUCACAGUUAGGAUUCGUCUCAAGACUGAAAAAGUUAGAACUACAUGCUAAAUAAAUAGUACUGUGUCAAAGUGCUGCUGAAGAGGUUUCAUUUGAAUGGUCACACCAUAGGAUUUCAUCCACAGACUCAAAAGUUAGAACUACUUACAUUUUGCCAAGUGUGUUCGUAAUUGACCGAGGAGGAACAGGGUUGAUGUCUGUUCUCUCGUUCCAUAUCCAGCUCAAUUCUGUUCGUAUCAGCCGCUACAACAAGGGUGUUAAGCCCGGCUGGCUGCUCGACAGAAUCACUAUUGACGUGGACGAAAAAGACGAACACUAUGUCUUCUACUGCAACCGCUGGAUUGGAAGCUCGGAUAACGCGGUAGAUUUUUCUCCAGGUAAACAAACCUUUUCAGUGGAACUUAUCACUCGUAUGACUCACUCACUAAUUGGACUCGAGUCAGUCCUAUUACCAUUAUUAGUGUAUAAACUAAUGUAACGGUGAGGAAGGGUAAAAUUAUUUGUUCUAACAGUGUGCGCAAGUUGGACCCCCCUUAACUAAAAUUCCUGGAUCCGCCUCAGCUUAUAUUUCAGGCUAUGUGUAUUCUCGCUUGCAGGGUCGAAUUAUCUCAUCAAAUAGGGGGGAAGGGUGGGGAUAUCUAAAUUCUUUCUUGAGGAUGGCGUUUAGGAUUCUAUGAUUAAACAUAAACAGUCAACUUUGAAGGUGUUUCCUUAUAAUAUGGUAGAAAUACCAUGCAAACAGACAUGCAACUAAUAUUCUAAUAAGUUUCUUAUUAUAUUGUCAUAUCAAGCCGGCCGAAUGAGAUAGUACAACUUAAUUGCAUGCGGUGUGCUUACGAUGAGGGCUAAAAAUUCCCCACCCCCGUGUCUUGGAAGUCUACCCCACGACGCUGGAUAUUCAUAAUACAGUCAAACCUCUUUAAUACGGACACCAAAGGGACAGAACCAAGUGUCCGCUUUACAGACAUGUCCAUAUUAUAGAGGUAGGGAAUGUAUGAUUUUUGGCAUUUCUGGGACCAAACGAACUGUCCGCAUUACAGAGGUGUCCGUAAGGGGAGGUUAUACUGUACUAUAGAUAUCCUAGGUUUAUCUUUCAUCUGGUCAACCUUGGACCAGUCUAUUAAAAUUAAGGAGAGUUUUGACUUCACAGAAGUAACCCAAGAGCUUAAUAUUACACAUACGCUGAAUAGUUUAUUAUAAUAUAUUUAUGGUUUUGUUACAGAACAAGGCUCUCCGCGAGAUCAAGAGGGAAUGUACACAGGUACGGCUUUCAACUGUAUUCGUGAUAACUUCAUAUUCAUAUUCACAAGAACUAACAAAUGUGCUUGCGCCAGGACGGAUACCUUUGGGUAAGCACUAUGUGUCCGUAUAAGAGAGGUGUCUAUCUUAUAGACAGGCAAUUAAACGGGGUAAAGAAAGGCAUGGACCAACUCUAGUUAUCUGUUUUAGCAAGAUGUUCGUCUUACAGAGGUGUCCGUUAAGAGAUAGUUGACUGUAAUUGUAUCACUAAAGGACAGUUUGUUUGCUUUCUCUUUGCCAAAUCAAAUUAUUCAAAUUUGUCGUAAAACCUGAUGCAUCGUGCACAUUGAGGGCGAUGACCAUUAACGGUAACAAUGACAGUUUGUAGGACUGUCGUUCGUAAGUAACAAGUCCGUCACCCUCCUAGUACUCCACCAAACUAGCUGUUCUAUUUGUUGUAGUGAGUUUCAAGGUUGGCGAGGUCCUGGACCCCGAUGUAAACCCGUUUUACCAGAUUAUUGGUCGACAGGGCGAAACCGGCAAAAUCCGCCUACGAGAAGGUUACUCCAGAUCACAUGUGUUUACCAAGGGGAAUACAUAUAAAAUGUCCGUCAAAAACCCAGAUAUUGGAGAGGUAUGUAUAGGGAAAUACGUGAACCUUUCCGAGCUAUUUUUUGAGGGAAUUGUCAUUAUCGCUGAUGAAAACUUUCCGAAGUAUGAUAUUCAUUAGUAAGAAAGCCAAACCAGGCUUAGAUAUAGUUUUCUUUCGUCAGAAACAAUGUUUUUUUUACAGUUGAUAAGUUUUCGGAGGGUUGAAUUUUUCCAAGCCGUUGCACUGUGCUAAGCUCAGCCAAGAAAGCUGUCCAUAAGCACCACUCAAUCCCCGCUACCCUCCAAAACUACUUCUUGGUAUGUCCCAGUGAAAUGAAAUAUCUUAGACCCCGUUUACUUGGGUCCGAACAAAUUUGAACGGGCAAAAACUUGCACAGAUCCGUCUUUCGAUCACACUGGACCCGCGGAACCGUGCAAGUUUUUGAACGGCAUUUUGACCUGAUGAGAAGAGGUCAAUAUUUUUGACCGGUAUGGUCCCGCUUUUACGCGGACUCGUGUAAACACCUGAACCAAGUAAGGUUUUGCACAGUUUGUGCGGUGAAAGCCUGGAGCCUAGUUACGCGCCUUUGAUUAAAAUAAAAACCACUCCUAUGCUGACAGUGGCAAAAAUUUUUACGGACUAGUGUAAUUAGUACUGUAACAGAAUUUGCACGGUUCCGUGUAAACAGGUUGCGCAGGUAAAAAUUCGUCCCUUCAAAAAUUUUUCCGGACCGGGGUCUUGACCGAGAUAUUUUCUUCACGUAUUUAUAGAUCAUCAAACUUCGCAUCGGCGACGAUGGAUAUGGGCGUGGUCGGACCAUGUUUGUCGAGGAGGUUACCGUGACGAACAAAGAAGGGGAUACUGUCGUGUUCCCUUGUCGUUGCUGGCUCGGCAAAGAUGACUCCAACUCCGCAAUUAUUAGAGAGCUUAUCCCUGGUAAACCAGUCCCCGAGGAACCUGAAGGUAAAUACCACAGCUGACAACUACAAUAGUCAUCAGAUGGUCUUAUAUCUAACUGGGAACGGCAGCUCAAAAAUGGAAAGGGAAAAAAGAACUGAAAAUUCUUGAAAGCGGGAUGGAGUCGGGGCUUGGGUAGGACAGGGUAAACGUCGGCCCGUUUUGUUAUAUUUUCCAAGUUUGUAUCGAUCUGGGAGAAAAUUUAUUGUAUUAACGUUUUGUGAAAGUUUUUCUCGAUUUGGGAAAAAGUGUGUUGUUAAUUCUUGGAAAAUGUUUCUGUUUUGUAACGGUGAUUUUGUCAAACAUGACUCUUGCUCAUGAUUAGCCGGUAUAUAUAGACACCGUGACCUCAAUUGACUUCAGGACGCUACUGUCCUGCGUUAAUGAAAGAGAAACACAAAAACCUCUCUAGCGGUAGCUUGUCUUUGAAGGGUAAAGCUCGUUCGUUAGCGUCUUCGCUCCUGCUAAGAGCUAGCACUUGGAACACCAGCAGUUAAAUCAGAUUACCACAUCAACUCUGUCUGAGCGGAUAAAACCUUAUUGUUGUGUCUUUUUUGCAGACAUCUCGUAUCAUAUGACCAUCAAAACGGGUGAUAAACCGAACGCUGGAACAGACGCCAACGUGUAUUUCGCGUUAUGCGGCAACAAAGGUGAAACACCACGAAUCGACCUACAGGACGAGAGACAGACCUUCAGGCGAUUUGAGCGCAGCAGAGCUGACAAGUUUGUGGUACAAACUGCUGAUGUUGGCAAGGUGACAAAGCUGAAACACACGCUGCCCGUAAAUUUAGCUUAGCAUUAGAUAACAUCGGGUGAAGCCAGAUUUGAUACCCUAUGAGGUUUACACAACGCAUUUUCCUCUUAACAGAACGAUACUGAAAAAGAACCCCAUUAACCUUGUACAAUUGCUGGAAAAAAAAACAGAACUACAAAGCGCCAGUUAUUAAGAGAACAGUCUGGAGAGUUAAAUACUUAUCUGCAGUGAUUAGGGUUAAGCACUGAACUGAAAACGGUUAGCUUUCAAAUAUUUUAAUGGAAUUCGGCGUACCAUGGCGUUCAUGUAUGUGUAUAUCAAACAUUACUGGUUUUUGGCAGCUUGUUCUCGAUGGUGUAGUGGAUAUGAAGGUAGGUUAUGAAGCAAAUGACUCGGGCUCGAAGCAUCCCAGUUCUGUUUAUCUAUCUUAUUUUAUAUUAUACAGUAAACUUGGACUUAAAUUGUUCUUCAGGUAAUUUAACUGAAAGAAACAAACUGGCUUCAGCCGAUGUUAUGUAUUGGUCAAAUCGAAGCUUCAACAUGCCCCUCCCCCGGCAUACCCCGGGUAUUUGACACCUUUGCCGUCCCGGGGAGGAGGGAAUUUGAUUAUCAGAGUCUUCCAGGGGGUGGGGAAUUUGAUCCCCAUGCUUUAGGGGUGGGGAAUUUGAACUGCACCCUCGAUUUCAUGUAAAAUCUUUGUCGUGGCGAGCUAUGGGGGACGCGGUGUUAGAGGAUUUUCGUGGAAAAGAUUGUGCCUUUGUGGCCAAUUGGUUACGAGGAAAAGGCUUAUACAAGCUUUGUGGCGUAUUUGAAGUAUUUAAAUUUUAAAAUUUUUAUUUUUGGAUUCAGGCUUUGAAUGUAUGAAUGUAUUUUAUUGUUGUGUUUACAAUGAAAUACAAUACCUAUACCGGCGAUUCAAUACAACAACAUAAAAUAAAAUAAAAAGCUCAGGUCAACUACUUUGACCUAUUUGAAGUAUGCUAAUUAAUAAGGUGAGCGAUGAUGCAUUCAGUGAAAUGGUCAUGAUGUAGUAAUCUCAAUAGGUGGGAUCUUUUUUAUAGAACGAUUUGUACGUUGCGUGACGAAGAAAAGCUGAGCAUUCAGUGACCUUGUAGCUGCGAUUUCCGCCGCUUUUCACGAGACUUUUGUUUGUCCUAAAUACGCUAACAGUGUUUCUCAGUUUUUGUUAUAUUUAUAAAGAUUUUGUUCGACAACUGAAGGCGUUUCCGCCGUCCUUCUGUCGUUUUUGUGCCUGUGAAAUGUCCCCUGGGUGGGGGCAUUUGAUCACCUGAAUGGACCCCAGUGUGGGGAAUUUGAACGGCAUUUUGGCCUGGGUAGGGGGGAAUUUGAAAAAUAAUUUUCAAAAAAGUCAAAUGCCCGGGGAGUUGCCCGGGGGGGGGGGGCAUGUUGAAGCUUCGAUUUGACCGAUACAUUACCUUAUGCUAACCGCUGAAUUAACACAAACUUUGAAAGACUCUCGUACACUGUUGAUGGAGCAACACCACAGAAUCGAGAUGAGAAGUCGUUACGUUACGUGGCCAUGGUAGCAAAAUUUCUGGAUCACAACAUACCGUAAUCCUGGAAAUGUGGCAGAAAAAAAAAACGAAAAAAUGGGCAGGUAUGACUUUACUGUGCAUGAUUGCACUCAGGAACAAAAGAUAGCCCUUACGUUUCUUCCAUCGUUCGACAAUGCAAAUGGCCAUCUCUGUCAAGAAUUAAUGAUUUUUGAGAUCCAGAAAUUUUGCUACCUUGGUAGCGUGACGUCACAUUUCUCUCAUGUGUUGUAACUCUUUUUGAACGGUCACACUGAAGAACUUGGAUCAAUAGUCUAGUUUUGAAUGAAAAAUUACCGCUGAAUAUAAACAUUAAGGACACAUUCAUGCAGGGUUAGGCUUGACGCAUAGUAAAAUAUUCAGAAAUUCUGGUAAGUGUUUGAAAUUUGAAUAUACACAAUAGACAGAGUAAUAAACAAGUCUUUUUCUGGUUGGAAUUUGUGAAUAUAUUACUUCAGAUUGAGGCUAAGGCUGUAAAAAAUGCGUCUUCAGUUCUUUAAUUCAGCGGUUAUAGCCAACUCGAAAAUGGACUAUUUAGGUUUCUUGGAAACUACCCACCUACCCCUCCCCUAAGCCAUCAUUUUGCCCUAAGUGAGAACUAAGUGUUAAUGUUAACUUAGGGGAGGGGUAGGUGGGCAGUUUCCCAGAAACCUAAAUUUAUGGACAAACCUUUAAUGGUUGAAUCACUUUACCCAGACUGAUCAACAGCAUAGCAGGAAGUACUACUCAGAGUUCGCAAACAGGAAAGUGGUACCCUGGGUACCAAAGGGUUUUUUUUCGCGUGCGACCAGGAGCUUCGCGGGCCGAAGGCGGAAGACACGAGCGGCGGGUCACUUAGUUUUAGACUGUUUACCGAUACCGGAAACCACGCAUGAAAAGCCUCUGGCACCCAGGGUACGAAAGUGGUAGCUUAAAGAAUUUCUAUAGCUUUUAUCGCACUGGUAGUUUUGUAUAAGUAGCAUUCACAUGAGCAUUUUUGUCUCUUUGACCUUUAUGUCUUUUUGCUGUAGUCGGCCAUAUUCGUUUUCACGACAAAGAACUGGGACUAGCUUGUAAUCGAGGCUGAUGCAGAGUAAAAUCUUUAAAAUGUUUGUUACCAUUAAUAUUGAUGAAUAUGGUCUACUAUACAGUUCUUUAUUAGUAAAAUUCCAAUGGGUUAAAUUUUCAGCUUGAGAAGCUUGUGAUAGGACAUGAUAACAGGGGACAAGAUCCUGCGUGGUUCCUAGAUGAAGUGGAUAUUGACAUUCCCGUGCGGGAUGAACAUUACAAAUUCAGAUGCGGAGGAUGGCUUGGAGGCGCAGAUCCUGGUCAGCGGAAGGAGACGGUCUUGUUUCCAGGUAAUAUACAAAAAUAAUUUGAUGUUUUUUCAAUAUUGGUAGACACUGUCAAAAUCGAGCGUUGCGUGGAGACACCAACAACGGCCUCGCAGGGCAAGAGAAUGGUUGUCCGAAUCUUGAAUAUAGAACUGAAUUACUUAACGGUAGAUUUUUGCUUCCGAUCUUCCCAUGUGUGUUCUAUGUUGGCCAUAGCGAAUGUGAUUUUUUGUUACAUUUUUGAGGCGCCAUAGUGCUUAUUUGCAUGUUUCGCAAAGACGGUCGUGUUAGUGGGCAAGAACAAGAACUCCGGUGCUUUUCUCUCCGGUGCUUUUCAUCCAAAUCCUGCGGAAAAAAUUGUACUCUACUGACCACAAACAAGGUCGCCUUUUCACGUGUUUGCAAACAAAGAAUUGGGCGGAACCACGUUGUAACGAAGUCCAGGGUCUUGGAAAAUAUGCUUGUUGUAGCCAGAGAACGUUACAUCUAAGACAGCAAAUAGUUGGAUUUAAAAAUUUUCGCUCUUUGUGAGGGGCGAGGCGCUAAGAGCUUUCGAAAAAUUCUCACUCUAAGCAUACGAUUCGCACCCUACGUGUCACCCUCGCUCCACUCCCUUCGUGUGCUAAGUGAUCGCAUUCUACACCUCAGAAACUCUAGGGAGAAUGGGUACAAGCUUUGGGCACGGUGGGAUCGAUGGUAUCAAAGGCAACCAUUAACCAGUCAAAAGUAACUCUUGUCCACACAAACUAUCCCAGAAAUCGUUGCCCCGAAAGCUUGUACCCAUUCCCCCUUACAGUUUUCAGAAUGGAGAAUUCUCGACCAUUGCAAAAUAACGCUGUUUUGAGCCUGGUUUUUCGCGGCCCUCUUCGAUACCUUUUACCAUGAAUAGUGUGAAAAUUUUCUUCCGUUCUACUGGGCUCUUCGUUUCACACUUAGGUUCUUUAUGUCGAGAACCACUGCACACUUAGACUCUGCCACAUAACUCUGUCAGUUUAUACUGUAUUUUAUUAUUUUUAUUAUUCUCAGUGGAUGAUAUUGAAGGCCCCGUCAAACCCGUGAUCGAGGAGCCGCAACGUAAGUCACGUGGUGUGAAUUUAUUAGAUACCUUUAGAUUCGAGGACGAGGAGGACUACGAGGAUUAGAUUAACUUAAAGUUUUUUUUUCGCGUAUUCUCUUAAAAAAUAGACACCCCGUGAAGCUUCAUUGUACUUUUUCUCACCAGCCUGAUCGCAAAAUUAUAAAACUUCUAACGUUUGAUGACUUGUUUCCUUCACUACGUCUGGUACGACAUUCUCCCUAAAACCCAUAGUAGAAUGACGAUGGCUAUUGCGUUUUCCCUCCAAAAUGACGCUGGUUCACGCGCGUACUACUCAGUAUUAAGAAACUCUUGUUCUCGUAGUUGUUCUCGUCUUAGAAUCUAAAGCUGUCUAUUGUGUCAUUUGAUUUAGUGCACUCACUUUAGAAAAAUAAAACAAAAAUACCCUCAGAACCGAGGAAGGUUAAAAAGCCAAAAGCUCUGGAUUUUAGGGCGUACACUUUGCCUCUAAUUCUAGGCGCCCGUAAUACGGGAAUUUCGGUUUUGGUUUAGUUCCAAUUACCUCGUGAUUAAAAGUCGAAUAUCCUCUUUGUUGCGGUUCAGAAAAGUUUAUUUUAACAAUUAACACAGAAAAUCAUUUGUUGACCUCUGAGAAGCAGAUGAGACAUCCGUUUACUUGAGAAAAUGAAGUUUCUCCUGAUUGGUUGGAUGAAUUGAUGACCUAGGUCGUGACUGAAAUAACUAAUCUGAGAUCAGGCUCUAUCAGUUUAGCUUCGUUCUGCGUGCCAAUUAAAAUUCCGUUGGGCAAGGCCAAAGGCGACCAUCUAUGAGAGAAUGUAUAAAUAUAAAAGCUGAUAAAGUGGUCCUGACUUCAGGUUAUGAAAUGACAUUCCUUAUACAAUCUGUUUGUUGUGUUUCAUACCAGGUGAAAUCAUGAUUUUAUGAUCUCUUGGAAAAAUAUGAGGCAGUUUUUCUUACCCUAUUUUUUUGUUCUCAAUUACAGAAACUGGAGCAGCACCAGGUAAGGCCAAGUUAGAAAUCAUCCAGUUGAGUUAUAAUGUUGUUUUAUUACACUGAAGUAGCCUGUGUAGCUGGCGGGAUUAUUGUGCCCAGGGUACUUUCUUGGCGGCAAAACCGUCACGCGAAGCAGGAGGCGAACCCAAUCUUCAAGCGGCUCCGACCUAGACUGUUCACAGUCCCCUAUUUUUCCCUUGAGGUCUUCGAGAUCGAUCGCUUUGCGUUACGGGCGACCUUCUUGGACGGAAAGAGUGUCAAAUCUACUUAAGAGGCGGGGCGCGAUUUGGCAGAAGUCUUCCCUCCCUGCACUGCUAUAGUCCCCGACGCCGUCCCCUCGGUACAUUAGAAACAAAGAUGGCCGCCAGUACCGGUAAGCGCUCGAUCCUGUCGAUCUUACGAAAAAAUAGGAACAGUCUAGUUCCGCCGCUACAAAAAAAAAAUACAGCACUCAGCCGCGAAUCCCGACAGCUACGCAGGUUAGAAUGAUCCUUGCAGUUGCAUAAACAACCUAAGCGGUUGAAAAAGAAUCCAUAAAAAUUCAGGCUUGACCGGGAAUGGAACCCUGACCUUUGCGAUGACCGGACACAAUACUCUAUUGAUUGAGCUAAUCAAGCCAACUGAAGCCGGAGCAGGCCAUUAUGAGUUGGUAAUAUAACCGAUGGUGGAAAUGACUUGAAGUGAAAUAUAUGAAAUGUAUUUCAGUUCAAAAUAUGAUUUAUUUCAUAUAUUUCACUUCACUGAAAAAAUUGUUGGAAAUGUCUUCCACCAUUUGUAGGCGAUUUUUUUUAAUGGUAAUAUUCGGGCUUUGUAGAAACAUUGUUCACCCGUGCUGCCCUAUUUUUUACCAGACUCGGAGUAUGACGUAGAAUUUCAGACAGCCGCUGAAGAAAACGCGGGUACAGACGCGAGCGUAUAUUUCCAAAUGAUCGGGGAGGAUGGAGAAAGCCAAGAAAUCGAACUCAAGAACAAAGAAGGCGGCUAUUUUAAUCGAGGACAGCUGGACAGGUUCAGGAUUCGAGCGAGGGAUGUUGGCAGGGUGAGUUGGGGUAACAAGAAAAUUGAUCUACAAUGGUAGUGCUACAUGCUCACGAUAGAAAGUGGGUCUGUAUAUCGUGAAUCACGUUUUGUCUAGGAUCGAUUCGAUUUGAAGGCCGACACCUGGAAACCUUGGAGCUUGCACAUCCACGUUGGGGAAAUGCUUAGUCUGCUUAUUUUUGUUUGUUUGUUUGUUUUUCGCUGUUAUUGUUUUGUAGCUGUUGUUUGUUUGCUCUUUCUGCCUUUACUAUUAAGAGGAAAUACAAGAAAGGAUGUAUGAAAUGCUACCCUAGGUGCCAGAGGCUUUUCAUGCGCGGUGUCGGAAGCUCCUCUUCGCACGCGAGAAAAAACCUCUGGUACCCAGUGUAAUGAAAUGCCGGCUUUGGUCAGUAUGAAUGGUACUAUAUUUUUGUUUUGCACAAAUAAUCUACGGGUAAUUAGUUCUCUUCUAGCCCACCCUCACACGGUAGCUUCCACGUAUGGCAUCGAUAUGUCCCUACUUACCUGUUUUCGCAUCCUAAUAACCUUUUUUUAAUCAAAUUUCGAACAAUUACAUCAAACAGCAGGGUCGUGAUACUUACGGUAUUAUGUAACUUUCGUAUGUUUGACAUCUCCAAUUGUAAUGUUUGACGCGAAAACGUCUCGCAAAAUUGCCUGAAGCUCUCAGCUAGCACAAGAAAAUGUAGAACACCGAAUCUGUCUCUUCCUUGAUUUUUUACCUUCUUUUUCAGCUGAAAAUGCUUCGUGUGGGCCAUGACAAUUCUGGUUCCAAUUCUCGAUGGCUGUUGGAGGAAGUUGUGAUAUUUUCGCUUGUUCGUGGCGAGCGUUACGUGUUCAAGUGUGGUAACUGGAUAGGCGGACGACACAAUGAUAUUGAACUGCCGCUCGGUAAGUUGUGUGACCUCUUAUUGGGACACAGACAGUUGCACUAUUCCUGCGUUAAGACUAAAUAGACACGCUUUCAAUGUGUGACGCAGUUAAUGAAGGGAGGGAGAGCCGCGAAGCGGGUGAUAAGCAACCUGAAAGAAAUAGGAUUUUUGGAAUUGGCACUAUUCACUCUCUCGUUUUCCUUUCACCCCAACCCUGUCGUCGCCUCCACCCACCCCACCCCUUUGUGCUUACCAUAUUUACUCGAAUAAGCGCUGCAUUUGGAAGAAAAAGUUUAUAAGCGCUGCAUCCCCGAUGCAAUCAAAGGCAACCAACUUUCAAAUAAAAGCCGCCCUCUAAGAAGCACAGCAAAUGAGGUGUGAAGAUUUAAUAAGCGCCGCGGCUUUUAUUCGAGUAAACACGUUAAACGUGCUCGUUUUAGUCCACUUUACAGAAAAACAGAUUUUCAAAUGAUUGGACCUGUUGAUCCAUUUCAGGCAUAUAGUGAACUACCGACAUAAAGACUUUAACAUUUUGACGAUAGUAAUUUUUACCACUUUCUUGUUUUAGAUUCUUGGAACUAUGGUCAGCUGGUUUAGUAAACACUUUUCAGUUAUUUAUUUUUCUUGAUUAUCUUUUUUUUUUUUUACCUUUUUGUAUUUUCUUUGUUUGCUUUUUAUACUGAUUACUAAAAGUUUUUUUGGGCGUUCCUCUAGUUGGACAGGAGCCAGAUAUUCCUGAUUUAAUUGAUUACAUGCAGUCAGGAGAUGAGACAAGAAUUAUCAACGCAGCCGGCUAUCUACAGCACUUGUGUUACAGUAAAGAAAAUGUCAAGGAUAAAGUCAGGUACCUAGGAGGUUUAUUUAUACAUUAUUAUAUACUUCUCAUGCUGGGAAAAGCGGAAGAAAAGAAAGAAGGUACUAGUGUAAAGAAUAAAGGUACAAAAGAGUUAGUUGAUUCAAAUUCGCCUGAUGUAUGUAGGUCCACCUCUUAGGGUGGCUCUCCACUGUCGCGUAAUUUUUACGUCCGCAAAUAAAAUAGAGACGAUCUUUGAAGGGCCGCGCGAAAACGUAAAUUUUUAGCGAGAUUUAUCUUUUUCGUUUUUACGCGCGGCCUUCCAUUCAUUAGAGAGAUUUCGAGUCACGCUCACGGCAAAUGGCAACCGUCAGAUUCAGGUUCUUGAGAAUUCCUCAAAAUAGAUUUAAAAACAGUCCAAGGCAAUUGUUAUGGCCAAAAAUAACGUAAAGCAACUAAUUGUGGGGUAGAAGUAAUGAACAGUAUAAGAAAAGUAAAAGGAAAACGUGAUCACAUGGUAUAAAAUCAGACUCGUCCUCAGUCGUCUCUCACAACUUCGCUCUAGUGGCGUGCGUACCUCACCGGCGUUCAAGCAGCACUUGCCGCGCCUCCGUUGCUAACACGCUCUUUCUUUGAUUUCAUUAUUAUUCAACAGAGAGCUUGGUGGCAUCCCGGUGAUUGUAAGGCUUUUGAGGCAUUCACAGUGGCGCAUAAGAUAUGCAGCUCUCUGCCUGCUGAGAAAUCUCUCCUUCAGUGUAAAACACGACGCUAACCGGGUAAGAAACUUCGAAUAAACACCUAUUCCCCAGAGUAUUUGUUUGAAGAAAUCCAUAAUUUUUUCGUUUUUGUUUUUUAAUAUAUGUUUUUCCUUGUUAUUUGAGACAUUUACCAGCGGGUAAAUGCAGUUAAUGGAGCAUGAAGCCCCAGGGGGGUAGGCAGAGAAAGCCUGCCUCGUCUUAGGCUCGGUGAUGUCUUGAAAGCUCGAUUCAUUAAAUGAAAGCACUCUAUUCUUUAAGCAGAAAACAAAAGCUUUUCAUGGCUAGAACCUCACUGAGUUGUCGCAUGUUUGUCAUCGUAUAUUUUCUUACCUUCGCAAAGAUUGGUCCCUGUAUUCAAAGCCCUAUUCAGUUCUAUUCACGGCCAGACCUUAGUCAUGAUGAGUUGAGAUAGUUAAUAGUACAACUGUGCCUAUUGGCCGUAUUUUGAGACACUGUCUGACUAUAAAGCUUUGCAAAUGCCACUUCUAGUCAUUAUUUGGUUAGCUUGCACGAAAGCAAUCAUUUAAAGUAGUUUUGUUAUGGCUCGUCCACGUUCCCAGCCCGCGACAUCGCGUCCAAGUACCGACCUUUCAAAGCUUUCCAGCGAAGUACUCCGGCUUCGUUUGCAACAACUGAAUCUUCCUGUCACGGGAAACCACGCUCGCUUGGUCGAAAGGCUUCGUUCAGCGAAUGGAACCCGCCAGCUCUCUGCACCCACGCGAACCAAACGGGCUGAUGGUCGAGUGGCCAAGAGGUCACCAACCUCGUCGAAGCGCUCCAAACAGGCCGCACGGAGUCUCAAUCGUCAAUCCGCCUCGUCCAACUUGCCUUCCGAACCUCAAGACCGAGAUGAAGUCUUGGACCACUUCCCAGAGGAGGAGGAGUCCGCCACAAGCGACCUUUUGGUCGAUUUAAACGCAGAACCAAUGGAACCCAUGGAGUUGUGUGACGCUGUUUUUACCCCGGCUCAACUAGCGGCUAUCCAGGACACCGUUUCGUCGACUGUUCAAGCAGUGUUUCAAUCGCUCCCACACAACGACGUUAUCCCGCCUGCUCCCGCGUUUUCCUGCACACCAAGUCCUCGUGUUCCUUCUGUGGUCUCUCCGAACGGCCUCAAUCGUCCCUUGGACAAGACACUCGAGGAUAAAAUACUCCGCGGUGAGUACGUUGAUUUCUCUUUGCUUUUGCCAGAAACACUGUACCAGACCCAGACCCCGCCCUCCAAUUGCGUUACGAGGACUCGCCCCAGGCUCCUUGGGCUCCCCGCUUACUGUUGUUAAGCGCAAGAAACCAGUUGUAGACUCUUUUCAAAAUGGUUGGACGCGUUUAUGGCUUACAUGCUGGUAAUCGUCACGGCCUACCCCAACCGGGCGGUGGAGCUCAUAAAGUAUCAGCAGAUCAUUAGCCGCGCAGUAACUAAGUUCAAGGGCUUAGCGUGGUACACAUACGACGAGCACUUUAGACGCCGCGCAGCUCGCGAUCUUACCAUCGCAUGGGAUAGGAUAGAUAUCGAACUUUGGACGGUGACCUUUACGGGUACCGCUAAGCCCCAUUGUUCUAUAUGCUCUAGCCCGUACCAUCAAUCUGAUGACUGCCCCCACCAGGAACCCAGCAAAAAGCCUCGCCGGUCUGCCCUCGUUUGCUUCGAUUACAACAAACCCUCAGGGUGUCAGCGACGUACCUGUCACUUCCCCCACAAUUGCCGCCGCUGUGGAUCCAGCAGUCACGCACUCUUCAAUUGCCCCAGCUCCAGACAGCAUGCCACAGGCACCAAAUCAGCAACCCCGGGCGAUCGCAGCAAAAAUAAAGUGGAACAGUGCCAGCGGAAGCAGAGACCAACAGUGUCCACCCCUCUCGAUGUAGAUAAAUUAGCGUUUGAAUUAGUUAAUCACCCUAAUCGAUCUUUUGUUGAUAACUUAGUUAAUGCCCUCAGGUACGGGACUCGUAUCGGUUACCUUGGUCCCCAAAAAUUCCGGGUAUCCAAUAACUUGAUCUCCGCUUCCCAACACCCCGAGGUUAUUUCCGCGAAUUUAAGUAAGGAAAUGUCGUUGGGUAGAGUUGCAGGCCCCUUUCUCUCGCCCCCACUCCCCAAUUUCCAGUGCCACCCUAUUGGCGUGGUGCCAAAAAAAAGCACUCCACGGAAUGGCGCACUAUCUAUCACCUAUCCUAUCCCCCGGGUGACAGCGUAAAUGAUCAUAUUCCAAAAGACCCUUAUUCUCUUCAGUAUGUACGGGUAGACGACGCAAUAAGCAUUCUGAAGUCCUUGGGUCCCGGGGCGUACAUGGCUAAAACCGACCUUAAAUCGGCGUUCCGUAUUAUGCCUAUUCACCCGGAUGAUUGGAACCUGUUGGGUAUUUAUUGGCAAUCACGUUACUAUGUAGAUCUGUACCUCCCAUUUGGGCUCCGCAGUUCACCCUUCCUCUUUAAUCAAAUUUCUGAUGCCUUAGAAUGGAUCUUAAAACACAACUACGGCCUGGGCCAUGUUAUCCACAUCCUGGACGACUUCUUUAUCGCAGAGUCUUCUAAGGUGACCUGCUUAGAGAACUUUAGUACCCUUUUAAAAGCGUUCACGUCCCUCCGGGUACCAAUAGUAGCAGCCAAAACCCUGGGCCCCUCCCAAGUCUUGGAAUUUAUGGGGAUUGUGCUCGAUAGUACCCGCAUGGAAGCUAGGCUGCCGGAGGAUAAGCUAACUCGGAUUAGUCACCUCCUUGAUUCCUUUAGUGCCCGCCGCUCAGCCCGUCUAGUGGACCUCCAGUCCCUUAUCGGCACCUUGCAAUUUGCCUGUAAAGUAGUGGUCCCCGGGCGAACCUUUCUCCAGCGCAUGAUCAAUCUCACCAGGGGUGUUCCUAGCCGUUUUCACCAUAUCCGUCUGAACAAGCAAUUCCAACGGGAUAUUACUAUGUGGAAAGUUUUUCUCACCCAAUGGAACGGGCGGUCCUUCUUCCUUGAUUCCUUUGUUACCUCCUCCCCUGACCUUGAAUUGUACACAGAUGCAGCUAGCACCAUUGGGUUCGGGGGGUAUUUUAAUGGGAAAUGGUUCCAAGGGCACUGGCCGCCUCACCUUCUUAUCAACAAGAAGACGGGGAUUAGCAUUGAAUGGCAAGAACUUUUCCCUAUUGUUAUCGCUUGCGCCCUCUGGUACCCCCAUUUUGCGGGUAAACGCCUUCAAUUUUGGUGCGACAAUGAAAGCGUCGUGGCUAUUAUCAACUCUGGCCACUCAAAAGCUCCCCGGGUGAUGGACCUGGUCCGUUUUUUGGUUCUCAUUUCUAUGAAACACAACUUCUUGGUACGGGCCCGCCACGUUCCGGGGGUAGAUAACGGAAUUGCUGACGCCCUCUCACGUUUCCAGGUCAAACGCUUCAGGGAUCUCGCACCCAAUGCCGACCGGACCCCUUGUUUCAUCCCUCCUUCGUUCAUGACCCUCUGAAGGAUGAAGUUCAACGGUAUGCUAACUGGGCCUUAUCAUGGAACACCAAACGCACCUAUACAUCCGGAGAAAAGCGUUUUAUCUCAUUUUGUCUUAUGAACAGACUUACAUCUCCAACAGGUGAUAUUUUACCUGCGUCGGAGGGGACACUUAUCUAUUUUGCGUCUUAUUUAGCCCGCACAGUUCGACAUUGCACAAUCAAAAUAUAUUUAGCAGCCGUCAGGAAUCUACAUAUAGUUUCAGGUUACAAUGACCCCUUACAGGGCAAGCUGCUUUUAAAAAAAGAUUUUAAGGGGCAUUCUUCGUUACCAGGGGUGUUCUCGUAUAAGCCGUCAGCCGGUGACCCCCCGGGUCCUGUUAGCUAUCCGUCCCGUCCUUGAGAGCUGGUUAGAUGUUCGGGAUUUUUCUAUGAUCUGGGCGGCAUUUACCCUAGCCUUUUUUGCCUUUCUUCGUUGUAGCGAGUUUACGUACCCGGGGGCACGUAGUUUUAGUUCUCAGUUUAACCUCACCACUGAUUGCGUGACUUUCUCACCAAGUCUGGCUUGCCCGCAGCACAUGCUUCUCAAACUUAAAUCUUCUAAAACUGACAGUUUUCGACAGGGGCAAUCUCUCGUUGUCGCUCGGUGCUCUUCUCUAUUGUGCCCCGUUUCCGCGAUGCAACGGUAUUUUCUGCUUGCCCAGCCUCGGCCUGGGCCCCUUUUUUACUUUCAGUCGGGUCGGCUUCUCACUCGGUCCUCUGUUACGCAUUUACUUCAGGACUCUGCUCGCUGUGCGGGACUCCCAUACGAGAGUCUAAAAGGUCACAGUUUCCGUAUAGGCGCCGCGUCUGCUGCGGCCGCUGCGGGCUUACCAGACUGGUUAAUAAAAGUUUUAGGUCGUUGGUCCUCGGACUGUUAUCAGCUGUAUAUUCGCACUCCCGAAACGGUCUUGCUUUCUGCUGUUCCCAAAAUGGCUCGCGUGUCAGGGAACUUUAUUUAGUGUUUUGUUGUUGCUUGGGGGGAUGCAUUGCAUGCAUCUGUGGCGGUUAAGUCUGCGUUGCGACUUCCCCCAAGCUUUUGGCAUUGCUUGUGUCUUGCCAUCUUUUGAGCUAUUCCUUUGCCUUAAUCUUGUCCGAUCCAGCCCGUGCGGCGCUGGGGAGAUAAGAAAGGCUCUGCCAAGACUCUUGUCCUACCCCACGGUAGUGGGGCGACAAGUAAGGCUUGUGUUAUUUUGUGCGCAAAACCCGAAGUCGCUAUAACCUGCCACAGGGCUGUGUCCCCCCCUUAUUACGCCAUCAUGGAGUUGUUGUUUACUUAGCCUGCGUGCGUUAUUUACUUGCGUGACGUUUGCAUGCGUAUCUUACAAGCGGAAUAGUGACAUUAAUGAGACAUUUAACAGCGGGUAAAUGCAGUUAAUGGAGCAUGAAGCCCCAGGGGGGUAGGCAGAGAAAGCCUGCCUCGUCUUAGGCUCGGUGAUGUCUUGAAAGCUCGAUUCAUUAAAUGAAAGCACUCUAUUCUUUAAGCAGAAAACAAAAGCUUUUCAUGGCUAGAACCUCACUGAGUUGUCGCAUGUUUGUCAUCGUAUAUUUUCUUACCUUCGCAAAGAUUGGUCCCUGUAUUCAAAGCCCUAUUCAGUUCUAUUCACGGCCAGACCUUAGUCAUGAUGAGUUGAGAUAGUUAAUAGUACAACUGUGCCUAUUGGCCGUAUUUUGAGACACUGUCUGACUAUAAAGCUUUGCAAAUGCCACUUCUAGUCAUUAUUUGGUUAGCUUGCACGAAAGCAAUCAUUUAAAGUAGUUUUGUUACCCACCCUCCCUCCCUUUGGAGGAGUAGUUGUUAUGUUUUGUCUCAAUAAAUUUUGGGGGGUCACUCCUUGUGGUGCGGUUAAGUCUGCGUUGCGACUUCCCCCAAGCUUUUGGCAUUGCUUGUGUCUUGCCAUCUUUUUAGCUAUUCCUUUGCCUUAAUCUUGUCCGAUCCAGCCCGUGCGGCGCUGGGGAAUAAGAAAGGUUCUGCCAAGACUUUUGUCCUACCCCACGGUAGUGGGGCGACAAGUAAGGCUUGUGUUAUUUUGUGCGCAAAACCCGAAGUCGCUAUAACCUGCCACAGGGCUGUGUCCCCCCCUUAUUACGCCAUCAUGGAGUUGUUGUUUACUUAGCCUGCGUGCGUUAUUUACUUGCGUGACGUUUGCAUGCGUAUCUUACAAGCGGAAUAGUGACAUUAAUAUUCAUUAAUUCAUUUAUUUUACAAAGUGUAAUCCCAUGUCAGUACCAUUAUCAGAACAUCGACAUUUUGAGCAAAGUAUAACUGAACUUUAGUAGCAAAUCCAAUGUAGCAACAUGUCUCGCAGAAGCUUUGUUUGUUUCAUGUCACAAUAUUUCGUGCUAUUCACAAACAAGUAGCGAAAUCCUAUAAGGUUUACAAGCACCGUCUCUGUGACUAGCUCCUAACUUUUCAAGGGUCAAGAAUUUGACACCAUUUAAAUGUGUCUCUGUCAUUUUGUCAUGAGAACCGAAAUGUUGGGAUUUCAUUGUUUGAAAAUUGAGAGUUAAUUAUUUUCGACUUACUUUCUAGACCGUUAGAAAAAUUCUGCUUUCCAUUGAUAUUUGUUGAUGUUUUAUUUUAUGAAUUAAUGAGUUUGUUUAUUUAUUUAUGUAUUUGUUUAUACCGUAGCUGGCUAUUGCUGACUGUGGUGGCAUAGAACUUUUGAUUGAAAUUUUACAACAAACCGAGAAGAUCGAGGUACGGCGGAGUAAUUUCGGCUGUUUUCAAUUUGCGGAAGUGUUAAGCAAUUCGUCUCGCUAAUUUCUAUGUAUGCUUUUCACUUUCAGUACCGAGAAGCUAUUAUAGGUGUGCUGUGCAAUUUGUCCGCGGUUGAGGUAAGACAUUUAUUGCGUAGAGAUUAAUUUCCUACUUUGUUUUCAAUCACGGUUUUGAAGAGGAUUCUAAGGGAUUGAAAUACGCCUCUGUUCUGUGAAACGUUCGUACUUUACAAAACGUUUUUCGGAACCUCACUUAUGCACUAGUUUAUUUACGUUUUUUUUCCUUUUUUAUCUAGUCUCUUCGUCUUCGUAUCCUCCUCGUCUGCCUACAUAUUAUCGUCCUCAUAAUCAUCAUCCCUUACUCCGAGUGGACAGCGGCUGCGGCUCGAGGACAGCUACCAAACAGAACUCAACCCUGGCCAGCAGUACUCGUCCAUGCUACUAGACUCGUGCGCAAUUUGUCUUCAGCUGGUACCAGGGCACGACAGGAGCUCAGGGACGAGAAGGACUUGAUCGACUGUCUUGUAUGGAUUAUUAGGAUUGGCGUUAAGAGUCAACAUUUUGAUGAAAAA